CUGAGAGAGUGUGACUUCCCAGAAUCCCCCGCGCGUUUGUAACGAACUUCGGUUCGAGUUUGGAUUUUGGGCGCCAUUUUCGAGUGGAGCAGCCGAGCUGGAAGCAGGCAGCGUCUGGGCAUCCCGCGGAAAAACUAGCAGGAGCUCUACCUCAAAAAAGCCCCGUCACAGGAGCCCCGGGACAACGCCAAAAAUCCGCAAAAAAAUCAAGACACCCCCUGAAGAAAAGGCGGAGCGGCCGGAGCUUUCCUUCAGGUGAUUUUCAGCUCAAAUGGAGAUUUUAAUUUUUUUUAGCGGGAUGAGGGUCUGGGAGCUGACAGUGUAAACAGAGCCCUGUCCGCAGCUCUGACAGCACCCACACUCUCACACAGGGGGGGCUAGACACCACCCAGGGGGUCACACCAUGCACACUGCUUGAUUUAUUUAAAAAAAAAGAAACAAAAUUUAAAAACCGUAAAAAAAAAAAGUUUGGGGGUGGUUUUCUUCAUUACCAGUCGGGUGUCAAAAAAUUAAAUAAAAAUAUCCUUGUGACACGGGUUUUUAUUAACCCUUACCGUGCUGACAUGUGUGAAAGUUGCACUCUGACACCGGUUAUCUCUUUGCUUUAAUAGGAAUCCCCCCUGGGCCGUUUACUAUUAUUCUCAAUUAAACUUUUUUUAUUUUUUUGGUCCGUAGUUUUAAAUCUGCAGUGACUUUUGUUUUUUCUUUUCACAAUCUUGAUAUAACCUGUAACAUCAAGUGUGUGUGUGUGUGUGUGUGUGUAUAUAUAUAUAUAUAUAUAUAUAUAUAUAUAUAUAUAUAAUUUAUUUAUUUUUUCACUUGAUUUCUGGAAUCCGGUUUAUUAACCCCUUAAGGACACAUGACAUGUGUGACAUGUCAUGAUUCCCUUUUAUUCCAGAAGUUUGGUCCUUAAGGGGUUAAAAUAUUGAUUAAAGUGGAACAUUUCUUGAUAGUUUUAAGUUACUGGGUUAAUAUAAGAAUAUAUAUUAUCAGUGUCAUGUCUUCUUACUAACUGGCUGAGAUUCCCCCCCCCCCUUUUUUUUUUUUGUAUAUGUCUUUAUACUUGUCUUAAUGGGCCAGUUUCCUAUCAAUUGAAUAAACUCUUGUUUUUAAAACUGCAACUCCCAUAAUGCUUUGUCUGCCAAACGGCUGACAGCUCUGCUGGAGUUGCAGUUCUACAUCAGAUGGCAUGGUGGGACUACCUUUUGUCCUUCUCUGGGUUAAGGCAAACGGACCACGUUUUAUUUAAUUUGCAGGAGUGACGUUGUCCAUAUUUUCACAUUAUAAUGAUCUUAUCAUACUUUCUACUGGUAAUUUUAAAAUGGCUAUGUAUGAUCAAUUUUGAGGUGCACUAAAUUUAUUAAUUUUUUUUAACCCUUUUUAUUAAUAUUGAUUGACGACUUCCCAUUUGCAGUGUUAACAUAUCAGGAUUCUACAAAAAAAGCCAUAUCUUUUACCAAUGACUUAAUUUGUGGUAGUGUAGUACUAUUUGUGAAUUGGCCUGCUCUGGGGUGAGGGGGUGCCAAAUGUUACCAGUGACAACAGUAAAACUGUUGGCUGGUUCGUCUAGUGACACACCUGUAAGACUGGGUCAUUGAUGGCUAACCUUCGCAUUCUAAAUGUUUUUGAACCAGCUGCCUCGUGGCUGGCUGAGCGUCAUGGGGAAUUGGUUUACAAACAUCGGUGUUGCCAAGGUUAACUACCACUGGUUUAGGAAAUACGCACCAGGGAUCACUCUUCACGUACACUGUCUUGGAUACCCAGAUCAUCAUGCCACCCAAGAAGACCAAGGCUUCUACUGCAGUGGCCCCAAAACCUAGUGAGGAUCCAGUAGAAGAAAAUGACGCAGUCCCGCCAUCUGAAGAAGCCCAGGGAGAUGGGGAGGCACCUUCAAAAGGUAAGACCUUUUUGUGUUAAGAUGUAUGUUUUAAUAAAAUUGCAUUUGUGCACUGAAUUUGAAUUGGAUAGCACCCCUUGUGAGAAUACUGGGUGAUGAGCAUUGUCCUUCCAUUGCAACUGGGGCGUUUAGCCUUCUAUUAAUCUGAGGACAUGAACAGCCCUUAAAAAGGGUAGCACUACUGCCAAUGUCGCAAUGCUACAUUGUUUUUAGGCAGAGAAAAAAAAAUUUUUUACUCAAAAGUGCGUUUGACCAGUGUAAGUCUUUUGCGUAAAAGCUAUAACCAACAGGGAGGUGCAGGAAUGGAAAGAGUCAAUGUCAUCUAGUGAUCUGAUGAGGGGUGGGGGUGUUAUUUCCAUUGCUGCCUCCCUAAUACACCCCUUGCUCUGCCGACUGUAACCUUUAGGGGAGCUGGCAGUUUGCAUGCUCGGCAAGCGAUGGGGGUGUCCUUUGUGUCAGAAGCAGAGAAUAACGUACCCGGGCUGUUAACUCCUUGUGAGCUUGUAUGAGCUUUUUGUACAGUUAAACAUAUGUGCUGAGGCUUCCAAGUAAGUUUUGAAUGGUUUACUGUCUUGGUAAUGCAUUGUCUUUGAUAGAUCGGUUAUUAGCUCUGGUUUUUUUCUUACUUUCAGUUGAUUGCCUGUAGAAUCUAAUACAUUUUAAAUGUUGGGCAACAGUUGAUGCUGUCUGUUACGGUACAGCUUCUCAACAUGUUCAUAAAAACUUUAUUGGUAUUUUGUUUUUUGUAUGUUUGUCAUUGUGUGUCCACUGGUGCCUUAAAGGAAUAGGGGCGUAAAGGGCAGUGAAAGAAGGGCGUUUGUGAGCAAUACUGUUGUGAUUCCUGUAAAAUUGUUUGUCAACUGUUUAAUGAUUUACAGGUUUACUUGCCUCCUGACUUUUAAAGAAUACAUUUUCUAUUGUGUUUUAGAGCCCCAAAAUGAGGUGGUUGAUAAUCGAACUUUAGAGGAGAUUUUGAGUAGCAUCCCUCCUCCCCCACCUCCAGCAAUGACCAAUGAAGCUGGAGCUCCUCGUCUCAUGAUAACUCAUAUUGUAAACCAGAACUUCAAAUCGUAUGCUGGGGAAAGGAUUCUGGGGCCUUUUCAUAAGGUAUUAUCUUGUUUUCAUACCUUAGAUUUUUGUGGGGAAUUUUUUUUUUUUUUUUCUGCUCCUUAGAAUAUGAAAAUGGUUACAGUGUACCUCAGCUGCAUACGUAGCUCACAAAAUUAUCUAGGAAGAUAUAAAUGGUAUACGCUUAUGCAUAUUUUAAGAGCAAUAUUCCCAAAACGUUUUAUUUUAAAAAAACAACAAAGUACAGUAACAUUUAUUUUAUUACAAACGUUAUGACUCUUGUUUCAAAUUAUUGGCUUGUUAAUUUUUUAUUUUUUUUUAUUUUGCUCAGCGCUUUUCUUGCAUUAUAGGGCCUAAUGGUAGUGGAAAAUCCAAUGUGAUCGAUUCAAUGCUCUUUGUUUUUGGAUAUCGCGCGCAAAAAAUAAGAUCCAAAAAGCUUUCUGUUUUAAUACAUAAUUCCGAUGAGCACAAAGAUGUACAAAGUUGUACAGUAGAAGUUCAUUUCCAAAAGAUCAUAGACAAGGUAAGACAUAACUGGCUUAUUUUGUUUUGAUUCCUAGGUUUGAUAAAUUUUUCAAAUAGUGUGUAUUUUUUGUUUUGUUUUUUUGUGCUGGUGGGAAUGUGUUAGUGAGUGCUUUCAUUUAAAAUUUAAUGGAAAUUGGUUAUAGUUUUUUUUGUUUGUGUGUGGUCUAAGGUAAUAAGUUAACUGUAAGCAUAUUGUUUAGCAAUUUAUUGUAUUCUGGUAUGAAUAUUUUCUUCUUUUUUUUUUUGCGCAAGUUAAGCUCUCCUUCCUUUCUUUUUUGUUGGUAAAAUCAUGGACUGUAGCUGUCCUUAUAUUUACUGUUCUUGUGUCUUCGAUUUUGAAUCUGUUACUUUUUCGUAUGGGAUUUCCCCUCCCAGUUUUGUUUUUGUUUCCUGUUUGCAUGCUGAUGUUCUCUCUCUCUCUCUCUCCAUUGUUGUCUAACAUCCAUAUAAUGAAGCGUAAUAUUAUAAAUUUAGUGUCAACCACCAGUGUAACUUUUAAGUGUACGGUUUUGAAAUGAAGAUAAAAUUGGCUACAGAAAUUAUGCCAAUUUUAAUGACUGGUAAAAAAAAAAAAUAAAUGUUCGAUUACUACUUUACUUUGCAAAUGUAUUUUCAGAUAUUGGGGUUUGUUUGUUUUUGUUUUUUAUUUAUGAAAUACAACUGUAUUUGAUCAUAAAUUUUAUUUAGAAAAUAUCUUGGUUUAAGAUGUUUAAUUUUGUAUCUAUAACAAAAUAUUGAUAUUUUAUUUAUGAAUUGGUCUAGUCUUAUAUUAUGAUGACCAAUAUUUUAGAAUUGUUGCUAAUUCUUCUCUUUUUUUCAGCAAUAUACUUUUUAUCUGUCUGUUUCUAAGUUUUUGUGACCGCACUACAGAAUGUCAGUGCUUUAUACAUUUCAAUAAAUCAUUGUAAAUUUGCAAAUGAUACGUAGUUGCUUAAUUUUAUAUAACAUAUUGAUAAAAUACUAAUUCAAAUUUUUCAAAACAGGAAGGGGAUGAUUUCGAUGUUGUUCCUAACAGCAAUUUCUAUGUUUCCCGAACGGCCUAUAAAGAUAAUUCUUCUGUCUACCACAUAAGUGGAAAGAAAAAAACAUUUAAGGAUGUUGGUGUGCUGCUACGAAGUCAUGGCAUUGAUUUGGAUCAUAAUAGAUUCUUAAUUUUGCAGGUGAGUUUUUGGCUUUUACAAGUUUGAUUUAUUGUGAACUUGGUUCAUGUCUCUUGCAUGUUGUAGUCUUAUCUUUAGAUUUCAGUUGGAUAGUGUACUCUGUUAAAUAUGUAAAUUAUUUUUUCCCCUGCAUAUGAUAUUGGAAGGCCCUAAAAAUCUGUAGCAGCACAUCAUGAUUUGCAUGCUACAUUAAAGAUACUAAUCAUUAUUUGCUGCUUCAGGAUUCUAGGGGACAUUAUCUAUCAUUUGGCACUUGCUUACAUUCUGAAAGGAUGAAGAAAAGUAAUAACAUAUUUGUUCCGCAUUAGCAGCACGUAAAUAUUGGGUGAUAAAAUGGUGAACCCCAAUAUUACUGUGCUGCUUAAGCGUGGCAAGGAUCAAGCUACGGCAUCCUUAAAAUUUUAUUUGCGUUCAUUUAUAAUUCCUAACUCGACGCUUUAAAAAACAAAACAAAAAAAAACCUUAUUGAAACAAUAAAUAUAAAUUCUUUCCAGAGAAACUUUUUGUGUUUUCAAAUCUCUUUACACAGAAUACUUCUUUGACUUCAGUGUGAGCGAAUAUAGAGCCGUUUGGCACAUAUAUGCAAAUAAAUGGUUAAUUCUGCCAAAGCAAAAAUACCGCCUGUGAUGUUUUUGUAGACUUCGGGAUAAAUUCUACUUCUCAGAAAGCGGAUUGAUUCAGCCUUAUUUAAAAAGGCAUAAGCAAACUCAAAUUUUAUGUGUCUGUUUAACCUUUUCUUUUCCAGAAUAGCCUUUCUAUUAACUGCUCUGCAGCAUAACACAGCACUCCCAUUGGCUUAGCACGAACUUCCUCUUUAUUGCAUGCCCUGUAAAUUCAAAUGUAUGUAGCAUCACCAUAAUGUAUGUAGCAUUGGUGAUGACUGAAUGCAUAUACAGUCGCAUAAUUUUGUUCGCUCUACUCUUUCCCACAAAGAUACAUUUAUAUAGAUUAGAAAAAAAUUAAACCUAUGUGCCAAAUGAUCAGCUAAUAUGUAAUGCAAAUUCUAAUUGAAUGCAUUGAUAUUUGUUUAGGUAGCUUGUCAUGGGGUGUAGUUAUUUUGCCAUAUGAUGUUUAGUAAGAACUUUAUUCUGAAGUAAGGUUUUUAGUCUGUUGCUUGUCAGGCAACUGCAACUGUAUUUUUAGGUUGCAAAGUUGACUCUACCUGUAAUACUUCACCAUUUCCUCUUAAAUCAGUUUACAUCAUAGUUGUUUGGGAAGAAGGCUAAUUUAAAGCAAAGACAAGCUUGCAGUGGUAUACUCUUGAGAUCACUGGUGCCAAUAAAUCUAGCCAAAUCAUAGCAACAAAUUAUUUGUGUGUGUGUAUAUGUAUAAAAAUAAAGAAAUUAGGCCCUAUGCUCAAACUCCCACUACUCCUGGACGGCAGCAAUGAUAAUGUUACACACCAACCCCAAUACAUACAAUAAAACCAAAGCAAAAAGCUUACCCACUAUCCCAAAUCCCUAUGCACCUUUAAAUAACUGGAGGGUUUUUAUUUUAAAUGUUUUUUGUUUUUUGUUUUUUUUGUAGGUGGUGUGUGUAUGUAUAUAUAUCUCUAUAAAGUGUGUGUGUGCGUAUAUAUGCACACAACUGUUAUCUAUCGUGGGGGGGGGUGUAUGUAUGUAUGUAUGUGUGUGUGUGUGUGUGUAUAUACACACACACACCCUUCAUUUAUAAGUGCGUGUAGAAAUGGAUAUAUAUUAUAGUGUGUAUCUUUUUUUUUUUUUUUUUUAUCAACCUGUGUAUUUUGAAAUUGAUAAUACAAUCAAUCCAGAAUCAUAAUAUUGCAAAAAUGAAAUUGUUUUAUGCUAUGCUGAUACUAGAUGCACACAAAUGAAUGUGCAACUGCAUGACUGUCAUAUAACUGUAUUAAAUGUGCAAGACAAAAAUUGCUGCACCAUAGAAGAUGUCAUUUUUAGUUGUUGGCCCUUGUAAUCAAUGCUCUCAAUAAAGUUGCAAUUUGUAUUCAUAAGUCUGUUUUUGUUUUCUAUGUGAACAAUAUGUAAAUUAAUCUUUUAUUUAUUUUUUUCGCUCUCCUUUUAUGGUUUCUACAUGUUUUAUAUACACUCAUGAAUUAAAGCUCUUCAAGUAAUUUUUAUUUUUAUUCCCCCACCCCUUCCAAUUUAAACUUGUGACUUAUGUGUUUUAAGAUAGUUUGCGUUCAUUUCUUUAGUUCUAAUUUUUAUGAUCUGUUCAAUUUAACACCUUUCACUUCUUGAAACUCUAGAAAGUUUGCUUUUUAUUUUUGUUUUAAAUGUAUGCGGUGUGGGAUAAUAAUGAAAAAUAAAUGUUCUCUUUAAGUGAUGUAUUGAUGUAAUGUGUGUUUAAAGAAAAUAUAGAUUAUCUAAAAUAGAUCAGAAAAAUAUGUUGCUUAAAUAUAUAUAUAUAUAUAUAUAUAUAUAUAUAUAUAUAUAUAUAUAUAUAUAUAUAUAUAUAUAUAUAUAUAUAUAUAUAAUUAUAGAUUUAUAAUAAAUAAACUGUUGAAAGAUAAGAUAAACCUCUUCUUGCAAAGAACCUGAACACAAAAACAUUAUUCCAGCACUGGGAUAAUCUCUCAAUUUUUUUAGGCUGUCACUCUUCAGACUGUUUUUCAAAUAAAGACACUAUUGUGAGGUUUGGCAUUAUAGUGAAAUGUUCUUGAUAUGGUUUUUGUUUAAAUUUUUAUUUUAUUUUUUCUUGAUUCAAUACUGGAUGGACAAGGGUUAACGUCGAAAAGUAAUUUGGAAUCGUUCCGUCAUACUAUAAACAGUUGAUCUAGCUUUUUAGCCAGACAAAUAAAACUGAUUAGUAGGAUGAUUUUGCAAAUAUUCAAUAUUGGGUUAAUGUUUAAGUUUAGUUGAGAGCCUUUGUGACUUUAAUAUUUCUCGUAUCCUAAUUGUCCAGAUAUUUAUAGUUGAAUCUAUGUGUUGGUUUCCAAUAGUGCAUAUUUUAUUUAUAUAGCGCCAGCAGAUUCUGUAGCGCUGUACAAUGGGUUAUAUGCAGUAUAACAAGUGAACAUUUGAAUACAGCUGCAACAUCAAUAAUAUAGAAAAUGUCAUCAAAUGGGCAGUUAAAAUUAAGAAUGGUAACCUUUUAAAUUAAUACAUGCACCCCAUUAUUUUUAUUUUUUGAGCCUUUUUGUUGUUUGAAACCUCCUUAAUGAAAAUCUCAUUCUGCUUAGGGUGAAAUGUAUAUGUAAAUGAGGAACACAUUUUUCUGAAAGUUGCAAAUACAGCGAUCACUCCUCUCAUGAUGGCAAACAGUCAAUUUGUGCUGCAUAAGUAGCACACCUUCAAAAAUUAAAACUUAAAUGGGUUUACUCACUAUAAAAUACAUGAUUUACCACACACUUUACUACUCAAUCAAAUUAGUCUCACAAAGCAUAUAAUUUUUAUGCUGUGUAGCAUCCAGAGGAGUUCUACCCCUUAAAAUAGGUCUUAAUUACCUUGAAAAUAUUUGUGGUGUUUCUUGCCAGAUGUCUAUUUGUUGUUCAAUAAAUGCAGACUUCUUAUACAUUGGGUAAUAUGCCAAAUAAUGCCUAAGGGACCAACUAUCUUGCUUUACAAUUGGACCUCCUAUAAAGCAACAUUUCUCCGCCUUUAAAAAAAAAAAAAAAAAAUUAAUUCUAGAAAUGUUUUGAUGUCAAGUAGAAUACAGUGAUUUGUUUCAAAAGAUGUAAAUAUAUUUAUGCAUUUUCAAAAUGCUGGGCAUUAUGCAAACUUUUAUAAUAUUGUGGGUUUUUAUUACUUUCAGUUUAGAGCAAUACAUGAUUUUGUUUAAAGCUUCACACUGCCUCAAAAACCUACAUCAAUGUAGUGAAAGGCAACACAUUAAGCAGCAGUAAUAAAUCUAGAGCAUGGGUUGCCCUACCCUCCUUGCAUUUUUUUUUUUUUUUUUUUUUAAAUGAAACAAAAGACUGGCAAGGCACAAUCAGGUAUGUUAUAAAUGGUGUGCUGUCCCAUGUUCCUAUUCUGUAACUUUGGAAGCAUGGCAAUAACACAUGCAUAUAUUUGCUCAAAGUGUUAUGGGAAGAUAUUGGUGCAAGUACCCAAAAGUAUUUGGAGUUUUAUUUUAAUUUGUAUCCCUCACUGUAUACUCACAGUAAAUGCAUCAAUAGAAUUUGCAGGAAUGUUUUUAUUUUUUUAUAUUUUUUUUUAUGUUCCCAUCUAUUCUUAUUACAACUUAAUUUUAUUUUUGCCAAUCGGUGUGAGAUAGAGAUAUAUAGAUAUAGAUAUAGAUAUAUAUAUAUAUAUAAUCUAUAUAUCUAUUUUUUAUUUUUUUUUGAUUGCUAGUACUAUUUAGUAACUUAACUAGAGUGAUUUUUUAAAAAUAUAUAUAUAUAUAUAAAAAAAUAUUUCAGUUUUUGUUUAAAUAUAAUUAUAUUCUGGCUUUUUUUUUAUUUUAUUUUUUUUUUUGAAUAGCAAUACUGACUACAGCAAGGUUAACAAUGAGACAGCCAUACUAUACUCAGAACAUAUAAAACAAAUUAAACUAUUUAAGCAUUUAGUAGUAAUAGGUGAUUUACAAGCCAGCAUGUAGGUUGCAUUUUCAGAAAUAUAUUUUUUUUUUUUCUACUUUAUUUAGAAAUUCAAUGUCUUUCUGAUGAAUAUUAUCGAAUAUAUUCACUCUUUAACUAAAUGGAUGUCUCCAACACUAUGCAUAUAUGGGUUUUCUCUUAAAGUUCUUGAACUUAAAAUGGCUUUGCAUUUUUGUGUGCAUGGGUGGGGGCCACAAAAAAUUAUAACCUUCAGGAUUAUUUACUAAAUUGAGAAUUACUGGGAAGUUUCAAAUGUAAGGCCAAACUUGUAAUGACUUAAAGAAUAUUUCUAAUUCUGCUGUUCCGGCCUAAACUUUGGAAAUUGUUAUGAAUUCAGUCUACUGAAUAAUGGAGUUAAGUCAAGAGCUCGCUGUUCAUUUCAGCUAUUAGAGCGGUGAGAAAAGCGUAUAGUAUGAGUUUGGAUAUGGAUUCUUAUUUCUUACACCUGCAUAUACCUGUUGGGAUUGAAAUGGUUAACUAAAUUUAGCUUUAUAUCUCUCAAGUGAAACAAAGUUACAGGAUCUUAAGGUGAAUUCUCCUUUCCAUAUUACCAAGUUAUUUGUCAGCCAGAAGAAAUUUGCUAUUGAGAUGGGAAGAAUUGUUCCCAUGUUUCUUAAUAAAUUAUUGGAUAUUACUUUUUCAUAUAUUGAUGUAUUUUGACAAGUAUUAUAUAGGAUUUUUAUUGUGUAAAAGUCUUUUAAACACUUGUUCUCUUGCCUCUGAAAAAUGUAGUGAUUGUCAAUGUAUUUUCUGUGUAUCUCCCCCUCACUAUUUUUAUUUAUAUAUGUGUAUUUAUAUAUAUAUAUAUAUAUAUAUAUAUAUAUAUAUAUAUAUAUAUAUAUAUAUAUAUAUAUAUAUAUAUAUAUAUAUAUAUAUAUAUGUGUAUGUAUUGUGUGUGUGUGUGUGUUAUUUUAUAUACGUAUUAAAAUAGGUAAAUAUAUUUACUUAUUGUUACAGUGAAUGGUGAAGCUGACAUGUUUAACUUUUGAAGAUCACUUCCUCGUCACUUAACAUGACCCUUGGAAUGGACUGGGCAGCUACAUCACUGCUAUCCCUAUAUUCCCUUGCGUGCAAGUGCAUGUUGCACCACUAGAAGGUGCUGUGACUACAUACACUAAUGCACCUUUCCUCCAUGUUUUGUAGUCUUUACAACGAAGGUCAAUCUUUUAAUGUUUAAAUUAACAUUUAUGCUAUUUCUAGUAAUUCAAAUAGAAAGUGUAUAGGUGAAUUUUCAUUCUAAAUAAAGGGACACUGUCAUGACAAGUACAAUUGAAAUUAUAUUUUAGUAUGCUACAAAUCUUUGCUUUUACAUAUUUGUGCUGUGUUAACCCUGAUUUAUUUUGUAUACUUUUUUAAUUUUUUUAAAAUUUGUUUUGUAAAAUUCUUAGAGCCUGUCUUUAACAAUUGUUCUAUUAUGAACAUUUACAGCGUUAAUAAAAUCACAUUUGAUUUCUUUUCUUUUUUUUUUUCUUUCUUGAACACGUGUCAAUGCUUGCUUACCAAAGUAGCCUUACAUUUCAUCCCAGCAACACUUCGUAAAUUUGCUAUGCCAUACAAGUUAUAAGAAUGUCCUAUAUUUAAAUUGUGUGACUUUGUGAGGUGGUUUGUUUGUCUUGUCUUUUCUCGCCAAAAAAACAAAACGUAACUUGCCUUGUUGGCCUACCGUAGGGUGAAGUCGAACAGAUAGCAAUGAUGAAGCCAAAAGGUCAAACUGAACAUGAUGAGGGAAUGCUGGAAUAUUUAGAGGAUAUAAUUGGAUCAGAAAGAUUAAAGGAGCCCAUUCAAAUUCUCUGCCGCAGAGUUGAACUCUUAAAUGAGCAAAGAGGAGAAAAGGUAACAGUGGGACUAAUUGUAUGUCUAAAAUUUUUUAUAUAUAUAUAUAUAUAUAUAUAUAUAUAUAUAUAUAUUCUCUCAAACAAAAGGCAUAUUAACAGAAAAUAAGCUUGUGCAGCAUAUAAUUUUUUUUUUUUAGUUUUUUUAGAUUUGUAUAGGCAGUCUGUAUAAUAUGUAUUGUCAUAAUGAGACACCUGUUUAAUAAAAUAACUGGAAAUUGUUUAAUGUGAAAUACCUUGGUAUGUAUGCAUAAGAAUAUCUAGCACAAACCAAAAUGGAUAUGGGUCACAUCAUUUGGAUGGGGAGCAGUACUUUUUGUUUGUGUAAGUAUGCACAAUCCAAGAUCUAGUGCACUCACUAAACAUUAAAACUCACAAAGUAAUUUAUUUUUCAAAAAAUAUAUAUGAAUACCGCACUCAAUGUUGUAAAAUAAUCAACCGUAGGUAAAGAAGUGCUAUAAUUGAAUUAUAGCACUUCUUUACCUACGGUUGAUUAUUUUACAACAUUGAGUGCGGUAUUCAUAUAUAUUUUUUGUAUGAUAUUUAUGGGGCUUUUGUAGGGAUAACCUCGAAUACCAGCACCACCUAUGUGAUUGAGUGCCAGCAUAUAUUAUCUUUUUGUAAUUUAUUUUUCAGUUGAACACAUGCCAAAAUUAAUAGGGGUUUAGUUACAGUAUAUGUUGAUACAUUGCAUAAACCAUCCACAACACCAAUGUAUACCCUGUUAUUGGAAGGUCUUAUUCUAGCAAUUUAUUGUCAGCUCCUGUGAGAUUAAUAUAAUAACUUUAGAGCUUCCUUCUGGGGCUCUGCUGUGCAAUGUUUGUAUAGGGCCUUUGAAAGAGAUAGGGAGGGCUGCAAAGCCAAAGAGUUUGGCCUAUGAACAGAUGAUGGAGCUGUAUAUUUCUUUAUUUUUUUUAAUUUUUUUUCAGAUAUAUAUAUAUAUAUAUCUGAAAAUUAUUUUUCUUUAAAAACUCUUAUGUAUGCAGGUUUAGUUGAACACAGCCUGUGUGUGUGUGUGUGUAUGUGUGUGUAUAUAAUAUAUAAUAUACACACACAUACUGUGCAACAAUUCCUUUACAUCAGUAUAUAUCCACAUACAAUUGAUUAGCUUCAAUUUAGUAUCACAUGUAAAAAACUAAAACAAUAGGGAAAUAUUGCCAGUUCACAUAGUCAUAAAGGAAAGAGAAACAGACACAGAGCAGUACAGUGUAUAUAUAUAUGUAUGUAUAUAUGUAUGUGUGUGUAUAUGUGUAUAUAUAUAUAUAUAUAUAUAUAUAUAUAUAUAUAUAUAUAUUCACACACACACUCUCACACACACUCUCACACACACACACUCACACUCAGACUUUAUUCCAACCAGUAAGGAAAACAGCAGGCUGGUAAACCUUCCAUGCACUUGGUUCCCCUUACAUGAAGCUUCCCUGCUGGACACACUCACUUGCCAGCUAUGUGAGGUUUCCAAGUGAUGCUUUGAUCGUAAUGGGAGUGGAGCUUACUAGCAGCGUGUAUAUAAAGUCGGGGUGCAAUUACGUGUUUCAGCAGUAUAAUCUGCCUCCUCAGAUCCCAUGGAUGAUCACAACAAUUUCUGAUUUUAGAUUAUUUUUCUAACUUGCUCACUUAACAUUAAUUUAAAAAAAAUUAGCAUUUCUAUUUUUAAAGUUUUUGUUUGAGUAUCUCCUGCCUUAAAAGUUUACACAGUUGCAUUUAUGUGUACACGUCACUUUAAAUGAGUUGAGUAAAGUUUUGAUAAAGUAAUAUGCAUUCAUGAAACUGACCCAGUAGGUUAAAAAAAAUAAAUGUGAAACACGGUUUGUUACAGGGCUAUAGUAAAGGGAUGAAGCAGCUGAACACAAAUUUCGUUUGUUUGCUUGCAUUGGCAAUACUGUGUAAAAUAUGCAACUAUGAUAGAAUGCAGUGGUAGAUAUAUAAAUCUCACUGUAACCAGACAGAGCGUCAUGUGAUCCAGUAUCCAAGAUGGCGGAGGGCUGUUGUUAGGGGCUGCUUUACUCAAUUAUGCAAGGGAGGUGUUGAGAAUUAUGGUCUGUCUUGUCUAUUUGGGUCAUGUAUUUAAUGGUGAGUGCACUCUGUUUUUGUAAGGGCAUGCAUUGAUAAAGGGGAUAACCCAAAAAGUUUGUACCUUUAAGUCCUUGACAAUCUUUUUGUACCACUUGGUGUGCACACUUGCAAUUGUUUGCGCUGCCCUAAUUUUUUUUUUAUAUUUUUUUUGUGUGUGUUGAAAAUUACAUGUGGGGAAUGUGUGUGUGUGUGUGUGUGUGUGUGUAUAUAUAUAUAUAUAUAUAUAUAUAUAUAUAUAUAUAUAUAUAUAUAUAUAUAUAUAUAUAUAUAUAUAUAUAUAUAUAUGUAUGUGUAUAUAUAUGUAUGUAUGUGUGUGUAUAGAAUUUGUAGGGGAUUUGCACUCCAGCUUUCCUUCUAGUGAUGGCCCGGUGCUCAGCUGCACAAAAAUACAGCUUCUAACAGAAAGCCAGCAGUCAAGGACUUUUAUGAAAAAUAUGAAGGCUUUUAAUACAGUAAACUUUCUUCAGGACAUAAAUAGCAUAUCUCUAAACAUUGGCUUUAAAUAAGGAGAGCUUACUCACCUAACUUCCAUCACCUGUGUGCUGGUGUGUACUGCUUCCCUAUGCGCAUGCAUGUGGUCAGACUCCUCCCUCUGUCCUGUCACACCAUCCGGGCCAUCUAAACCCAUCACCAUGGCAGUGUAUCAACAUUUCACCAGACGGAGCUAAGCUCCGUGAGUAUUCAGAGAAAUAGAGCUGUUAAAAACAGGCAGAGAAGUGAAUCAUGUGAAUGAUAUAAAGUAAGAUUGCUAAUUAAUGUAAGCGAUUUAAAGAGUGACUUCCAUAUGUAUGUGCAAAUGAUCACUCCAAUAAGUAUAUCUGUGUAUAUAACUGUAAACACCUUAGGGUGUUAUAUGGAAAAGUGCCAGUGCUCAUAUAAAAGAUAGAAGCCUAAUAGUGGCUGUAUAUGCCUAAUGUAUAGGAAUGUGAGCAUAAGCAAAUCUAAACCGUGUUAAAAGUGCUACGUGCAAAAAUGCUAAAUAUAUCAUCUCUGGCUCUUGAGGGACAGCUACUAAAGAAAUGAAUGUUCUUAUACAUUUAUCGAAACAUGGGGGACCAGGAGAUAACCUACAGCAUCAUAGGGAUGCAAUGUAUCUAUGCAUUCAAAUAACUAUAUAUACACAGUGUAGAAAAUUAUUGAAAAUAACUUAUUUUCUACAAAUGCACUUCCCAACUUAACUAUCAGGGAAGUAAGAGAUGUAUUUAUAGAUCUCUCGAACAGCGUUGCUCCCGGUCUGAUUGGGCUGCCUGACAGCCCAGGCAGUCCCUCUUGGCGAAUAAGAACCCCGCGGCCAUGUGAUGGCUCUGAAAGAGCGGUUGCAUGGCUGCAAUAGGUGUCCGUGAAUCUGCCUGCAGGGGGACUGUCUGACAGGCAGUCCUCCUGCUGGUGGUAAAAAGAUAAAAUAACGUUUUGUUUUUUUAAAUUAUUUUUAAAAAGCAAUCGGUGUAAAAAUAAAAUACAAAUCUAUAUCUCCUAUCUAAAAAAAUUAUUUAUAUAAAAUUUUUAUAUAGAUAUCUAUGUAUGAGGUGUUUUUAAAUAAAACUAUUAGUCUCCUAAGAUUUGAAACCAUGGUUUAGUGAAUAAGUGAGUGCGCUGGAUUCUGGAUUUUGUAUAUUUUAGCCCCAGCAACACCCUAUAAUGUAUGCAUGUCUAGGUGAGUGCAGCCCUCUUGGUUUUUUUUUUUUUAUAUAUGAGAAAGAGAGAUGAUAUAUCUUAUACAUAAUGUCAAAGUGUAUUUUUAUAUUAAUAUUAAAACACUUAUAAUUAAAUUACACACAUAUAUACUUUUAUAUAUAUAUAUAUAUAUAUAUAUAUAUAUAUAAUGUAUUCUAAAGGUAUUUUGAGAUUAAUAGAUAUUUAUAUCAAAAUACACUUAGAAUGAAAUUAUAUAUAAAUAAAAAUGAUAAGAAAUAUGUAUAUAAUCCAUUUACAAAAUUACAUAAAUAAAUUCAGAAAUAUACACGUAGACUUCAAAUGUAUAAUAAUGUAUGUGUGUAUAAUAUAUAUAUAUGUAUAUGUAUAUAUAUAUAUAUAUAUAUAUAUAUAUAUGUAUGUAGCGUUACUUACCUUAACCGGGGGCCGGUCGCGGUCCUCUCUUCAAGCCGCGCGCGGUCCUGCGGCUGCACGAGCCGCGCGCGGCUCAUCCAACUACUUCGGAUGGAGGGCGGGCAGUGACCGCGUGAGGCGGUCACGUGUCCCGCCUGAAUCUAAGAGCGCGCCGCGAGUCUCGGGCGCGCUCUUAAAGGGACAGUGGGUGCCUAAAUUGGAAAAGGCAUCCCAUUGGUCCCUGUCAUGCCACACUCCCCAUACACUUACCUUUUGGGGGCGUGGAUAUGACAGGGACCAAUCAAAUUAGAUGUUUAGGUAUUUAUACUCACCUUCUUCCCUUUGUUCCUUGCCCUAUCGUGGUUUCUGUUUCAGUUCCCUUUAGCGCUUGUGGUGUUCAGUUGUGUUUUCUCGUAUUGACUUUGGCUUCGUAUUCUGACUUCGUUUUCGCUUUAUCCUUAUCUGUACUGUUUGCCGGCUUGCUGUUUUCCGUGUACCAGACCCCGGCUUGUCCUAGUUUACGCUGUCUCUCUGUGCCCUUGACCUCGGUUUGUUCCUGGCUCUGUCUUCUCUCAUAUACGUCAAGUCCGGCCAUUCUAAGGUCCGGUAGACGUAUCUCUCCUCUGUAUUUGCCUCUGUUUAGCUGGAUCCUGCGUGUAGGGGUAUAUUCUCGUUACAAUGUAAUAGUUUUGCAUAAUGUUAAUGAUUGCAAUUUGAGGACAUGCCUGACAACCCAGACCGAAAGUCAAGAGAACUUAAUUUGCUAGCACUGUUUAACUCUGUAAGUUUCUAUGACACCCUAAAACCUGUACAUGGGGGGGGGGGGUACUGUUUUACUCGGGAGACUUCGCUGAACACAAAAAUUAGUGUUUCAAAACAGUAAAACGUAUCACAACAAUAUCAUCAGUGAAAGUGUUGUUUGUGUGUGAAAAAUGCAUAAACUGCUCUUUCACUGUCCAUAUCAUCGCUGUGAUAGUAUUUCAAAACAGUUAAACCGAAUAUUUGUGUUCAGCGAAGUCUCCCGAGUAAAACAGUGCCCCCCAUGUACAGGUUUUAGUGUUUUUGAAAGUUACGGGGUCAAAUAUAAGGCUUGAUUUUCCUUUUUAUUUUUUUAUUUUAAUUUUUUUUUAAAUUUGCCAGAUUGGUUUUGUUGCCUUUGAGAGCGUAUGCAAAAGACAACCUAAGGUAUUGCAAGUGGGGUAUGUUCAGUCUUUUUUUAGUAGCAGACUAGUGGCCAAAGUUAACGUUCAUAAUUGGGAUUUUUUGCAUUUUUAACAUACAAACCUAUAUAAAUGCUAACUUUGGCCAGUGUUUGUGGCUACUAAAAAAGACUGGACAUACCCCAUAUUGAAUACCCUGGGUUGUCAAAUUUUAAAAAUAUAUGUACAUGUGAGGUGUGCUUCAGAGAUUUAUGACAGUUUAGUGUUACAAUCUCACUAUUAAAUUUAAAAUGAUAUACAUUUUGAAACCACAAUGUAAACACUUGGUCUUUAUAAACUUAGGACACAAUUUUGAAUCCAUUUAGCAGGUUAUUUUUUUUCUUCAUUAGCUUUUGUAGAUCAGUAAAAGAUUUUCCACAUAAAAGUCCAAAAACGUCGUGUGUUUUUUUUUAUUUUUUUUUAUUUUUUUAGUAAAAUAUAUCACAUGAUACAAAUAAUGGUAUGUAAAGAAAGCCCCUCUUGUCCUGAAAAAGCAAAUAUAUAAUUUGUAUGGGAACAGUAAAUGAGAGGGGAAAAUUAUAACUAAACGCAAACACCACAAAAGUGUUAAAUCAGCCCUUGUCCUUAACGUACAACAUGGCCACAACAGUCCGGUCUUUAAAGGAUCACUAUAGGGUCUGGAACACAAACAUGUAUUCCUGACCCAUUAGUGUUAAACCACCAUCUAGCCCCCCUGGGCCCCCUCAUGCCUCCAUAAAUAUAGCAAAUCCUUACUGUAUUCAAGCUUGAAGCUGUUUAUCUGCAUGCUGUUUGCCUCAGAAAAACAAGUUGUCUGCUGACAUCAUCAGAAGUGGUGGUCUGAUCCAAUCACAAUGCUUCCCCAUAGGAUUGGCUGAGGCAGAUCAAGGGUAGAUGCAUUUUAGGCAGCCAUGACCCAGGAAGGAUCUCGAACAGCUAUCAGAGGAGUGGACAGUAAAAUUAUCACUAGGUUGUAAUGUAAACACUGCAUUUUCUCUGAAAAGAAAGUGUUUACAGCAAAAAGCCUUAAGGUAAUGGUGGUUCUCACCAGAACAAAUUCAAUAAGCUGUAGUUGUUCUGGUGACUAUAGUGUCCCUUUAAAUGGUUAAACAUGGAUUCCUUUGAGUCUGUGUCUGCUGUAUACAACAGCUUUGAAACACAACUUAGGAAAAGAUGCAAAGCUAGUGAAUCGCUCAUGGACAGCUGUUUCAUCGUUAAUGAAAGUGUGUGAAUUUUCCCGAAUAUUUGAAAAAAAAUAAAAAAUUAUAUUUGAAGGCUUGGCCUGGAGUUGUGGGAGGGGCUUGGUUCACCUUUAAAAGGGCUUCCAAUCCACUCCCACCUUACCGUUGCUGGUCUGGUGAGUCUGAAACGUUACUUCCGGUUCAGACCGCCAUCUUGGAUUUUUCCUUACCUGUUCCCUCGUGGUCUCCUGGUCCGAGCUUCCCUGACUCUCCUUACCGUUGCCGGCGUCUGCACAGCUCGCUCGUUACCUCUUCUUCACGAAAACCGUAAGUCAGGCUUGCCGUAAAGCAACCGCUGCAAUUCCCAUGCUUUACACGGCGGAGCCCCGUUCGGUUCAAAUCUAAGUUCGGUUCGUUUUAUUGUAUCCCUAUUGCAUUCAUCUUAAAUGCUUCACUCAGCUAUUCGCGUGUUCACCGUUCAAAAUAACGAACGAUAUCAUUCGGUUAAAUUAUGCUUAAACAUCGGUUGGUUUCGAAUGUAAAUUAUGGUGUAUCUAUUCGGUUGUUUCUACACUCUAUAUAGUUCUUUCGGCAACUACACUAACUCACGUAUUAAGCACGAAUUCAGCCAGUACUCCAUGGGGAUUUCGCCCCUACUGGUUACAAACGGUGUUGCAGUAAAUCUAUUUAUUAAAUAGGAAUGUUUUAAACAAAGUUGAUGGGUCCUGAUUUACUGAAUUUGUUUUCCCCACAGUCAUCCCAGUGGUUCGUACUGGGAAUUGUGAAUUCUGUCACUGGUAUCAAUUUUCUUAUAGGUUGGUUGAUGUUUAAAUUAUGUUUUUAUGAAGUCCAAUGAUACACAUUACAUUAGUUAAGCAUGUAUUUUACUCUUUUAGGUUGUUUGCCUUCAAGCGGUAGCUUUUACAAGCACGAAAACCGUCGUCAAUUUCGAUUAAUCUACCCUCUGCAGUGUCGGGUAGGUUCCUUGUUUUUAGGGCCCACGAUCUGGCCAUAACACUACGUUUAAUCACUCGUUAAUAUAUCAGAUCUCAUGUCCAACAAGUAAUCAUCUUGAGACUGUUACAGUCACUGGUUACUUCUACCUCGACAGCGCAACCUGACUCACAUAUCCGGUACUACGCCAGAACCCAAUUUUCUCCUCUACCAUGUUCUGAGGGGUAUGGUCCUAGGUUAUAUGACCCAACUAGGUAAAAGUUUCUGGUCUUAAUCCAUAGGCUAGUGGUCCCGCGAGACCCACACCCCUCUCCUCAUACUCGGAGGAAUACGCCCCUCGGGCCAAAUCAUAGCUAGCCGUCUCGCAUUGUCGCAUAGAGAAGGCCUCACCUGUCACUCCCAAUCUAUCUUAUGCUUUAACUACCACCGAGAGGCCAACACCCCGCCACAACGUUCGGUGGCCUCAUACGUUCCCGCUUGGCAAUUAGUACGGACUCAUCUGUCACCAUCAAUAAGUAUAAUUGUUUCGCCGCUUGGCGUUUAGCUAGCCUUACCAGUACCCACCCAAAUCAAACAUUACAGAGUGAUUGAUUAAAGCUUACUUAUAUUUUUCAGUUAUGUCUAAUAAUCCUGAUAUCCCUGAGGAAUUCUCGCUACCCUGCACUCCCGCUAGGCCUGGUACCCCUGUUCCUGGAACAGACGUUGCUAGUCCUGCUUCUCUCAGAUCAUGGACCAUCCCACGUCUCACGGCAGAACUUAGAAGAUGCUGCAUCCCUUUCCCAGCUACUGCUCGGAAAGCUGAAUUGUUCAGACUUUUGAAUACGGCCACUGACAACGCUGAUGCAUGGGAAGGCCGUUGUGGCACACAAUUGCCAAAAUUUCACGCCAUGAUGACUUCGCUCAUGUCAUCCAUCAGCACAAUUAAUGACAGGCUGGAUAAAUUGGAAACAAGUGGUACCAAACAGACCGCUACGAACCUAGUUGCUGCCAGUCACCCUCUGGCUGACAUGACUGGUAAUUCUUUGGAAUCAGGGUCUCUUAGCGAAGAUAUUAAUCCUUCACACAUGGUCCCAUCUCACCUUAAAAAGGACAUUCUGGAAGGCAAGGAUGUCAACCUGGUGUCAUUGUUUAUAGCCUCCCAGGAUGUCCUAGAGAAUAGGACUUUUGCAUAUGGGGAUAUAUCUGUUGUACUAAGGUCUAGAGACCUGAGACUAAACAGAAAACUGUCAAUCCCUCAAUUUGUAAUGGGUUUUGGGAUUUAUUGGGAUGUGUACUGCUCAGUAUACCCAGGGAAAAGAGCAGAGCUAGAUGCAUACAUGCACAAGAUGGUGGACCUGGGGCACAAAUACGGUGGUACCGCUUUUUGCAAUUACCACCGUUCCUUUUCUGCAAAGGUGGCUGCAGCUCUGGCUCAGUUCAAUUUAAGCAUUAAUUGGAGCAAAUUGGACACUGAGUUAUUCUGCAGGCCUCCAGCGUGUGCAGUAUGCGCAUCUACAGCACAUCAUACAAAUCUCUGCCCAAACACAGCUGAGAUCGAACAAAACCAAUCUACCCCUAACUUUCCUAAAGCUACCAAGGGAUUAAAAGAGAAGCUGGGGAGAGACAUUGUAUUCCUGGGUAAAUCUCAGAUAUGCAAUAACUUCAAUGCGGGCAAUUGUGGUUUUAGUUCCUGUAGACUGAUGCAUGUAUGUUCACACUGUUUUAGAGCCCAUGCCAAAACUAUGUGCCCAAAUAAAGCAUUCCCAAAACCGUAUCACACGUGUGUGAACGUCGCCUUAUUGACAUCACUUUUACAGCCACAUCCUUCACGUCAUUUCACUGAAUAUAUUAUUUUGGGCAUGACUGAGGGAUUUCACACCGGGUUGGUCCAUUUACCCUCCGGUACACUGGAAUGCAACAACCUACAGUCCACAUUAGACGAUCCACAGUUGGUAAAUACUCUUAUCUCAACUGAGUUGGAACAAGGGUUUCUGUUGGGACCAUUCUUUUCCCCACCCUUCACGUCUUGGAGAACCAACCCUAUAGGGGUGGUCAAAGGGAAGACCUCACUCAAACCCAGACUGAUAAUUGAUUUAUCAGCACCACACUCCUCCACUAUCCCCAGCUUAAACUCUAUAAUACCUUCUGUAGAAUUUUCACUACAUUACGCCACUAUGGACCAUGCCAUAGGGGCCAUUCUACAAGCAGGUACGGGAGCAUGGCUGAGUAAAACAGACGUGGUAAAUGCCUUUUAGCUACUACCCAUACAUCCUUCCCUGUGGCAUCUACACGGUAUUAAAUGGCAAGGGAGGUAUUAUUUUUUCACCCGACUAACUUUUGGCUCCAAAAGCAGUCCACGUAUUUUUGACAUGUUUGCAGAGGCUCUAUGUUGGCUCUUACUAAAUGUGUGCAAGUGCCCUUCGGUUAUCCACCAUCUGGACGAUUUCCUCUUGAUUGAGAAUAACUCUUCCACCUAGUAGUUUGAAUCACUUAUUGGCACUGUUUGAAUCUCUUAACAUUCCUGUCUCUCCUCACAAAACUUUGGGUCCAGAUACCUACAUGCAAUUUUUGGGUAUACAACUAGACACGAUAAACAUGCAGGCCAGUCUACCUCAGGACAAGAUUGAGCGUACCCUGGCAAGUAUUGAACAUUACCUGCUACAAGGUCAUUGCAAUCGGAAAGAACUCCAAUUACUGCUUGGAUCGCUCAAUUUUGCCAUGAGGAUCAUACCCCAAGGUAGAUCUUUUAUAUCCUACCUGUUAUCCUUGUUUCCACUGUUUUCUUCUGACACUUCACAUAUCACAUUAGAUGUACACGCAACUUCUGAUUUACGCAUGUGGCGGGUCUUUCUCAACUCUUGGAAUGGGCGAACCAUGUUUAUACCACCUUCCUCCGACACAUCACCUACAUUAUGGACAGAUGCCGCAGCUAACACAGGCUUUGCCGCCAUCUGGGGUGACCAAUGGCUUUGAGGCCCUUGGCCGACCGAAGUCGAAUCACUACCCAAAUUUUCUGACACCUCGGCUUUGAGUUGUACCCAAUCGUGGCGGCAGCCUUUGCUUGGGGACCAUAUUGGUCUGGCCACACGGUCAGUUGCUACUCGGAUAACCUGGCUACAUGCCACAUUGUCAAUUAAGGCUGUUCGGCAUCACUGGUCAUUAUGAGACUGCUAAGGCGUCUCACAUGGGUAGCAGCCACUUGUCAAUUCUUUAUAACAUGCAUACACAUCCCGGGGUACACAAACACCGCUGCUGAUCACUUGUCUCGGUUUCGUUUCCAGGCUUUCCUCUCGUCACUACCCAAAGCUUCCAGACGAGCAACACCUGCACCUCUAUUCCAAGACAUGAUCAUGGAUUAAAGACCUUGUUAGAUCACGCACGUCACAUUUCUCAUAUGGCACUCUCAGUAAACACUAGGGACACUUAUGAUAGGGCCUUUCACGUAUUCAAAAAAUUUAUCACCGAGUUUCACAUUCACGACAUGUUUGCAUUAGAGACAAUUUUGGGGUUUACCUUUUUUUGCCACAUUAACCUUAAACUAUCCUUUAAUACUAUUAAACAGUACUUUACCGGCAUCCAACAACCUAACAGUACUGCUUUUCUAACCUCAUACCAAAUUAAAACAUUACUUAAAGGCAUUAAAAAAUUAAAUACACAUGUUCCCUCACAAAGACUACCUAUAGACAACAUCAUCUUCCACUCUCUAUCCAACCUAUUAGAUUCAUCUCCUUUCGAACCCAUGACAAAUAGCACUAUCAAAACGGCAGUAUAUCUUGCCUUUUACGGGUUCCUCCGGCCUAGCGAAUUCACAACCACAACCAUCGCCGCACCUGACUACCUUAGAACCAAUGAUCUACAGAAACUUACCGACCAUUAUAUUCUCUCUAAGACAAUCCAAAACCAGCACCGACGGACACAUUAUUCAAAUACCACUGUACCCUACUCACAAUAUAUGGUGCCCAGUUAAAGUGUUAGACACUUAUUCACUUUCAGUCCAAAAACAACCUCAACAGCAUUUGUUUGAACUGCAUGGACACACUCUGACCACAGCUAAAUUCAUGCUGUACAUAAGACUUCUGUUGACCAGGCUUUGCCUAAACCCCAAUAAAUUUUCGGGUCACUCUUUCCGUAUAGGAGCAGCAUCUUCCGCAUCCUCUAACCACGUCCCCGCUCAUAUUAUUAAGGCCAUGGGGCGCUGGAAAUCCUCCGCCUACACACUCUACAUACCCAAUCCUGUUAAAGAAUUAAGACAAGCUUUUUGUGACUUAUCUCAAUAAACGAAGUUGGUUCACAAAUUAUGUUUUCUGGUUAUUUUCUUUUUGCCCACUUUUAUUACUGGCCUACUGCUUUGUCGGUUCCGGCACACCACAACCGACUGGUGCAUACUCAUGGAUGUUAUCAUUGUAUUAUGCUAAGAUUUCUCUGUUCGGCCAUAUUGCCCUGACUACAAAUAAAUAAAAAAAAAAAUAUAUAUAUAUAUAUAUAUAUAUUUUUUUUUUUUAUAAAAAUUUUAUUUUAUUUUUUUUUUUUUUUUUUUUUUUUUACUCACUUUUUAUGGCCUUUUAUUGUGGCAGCCUAAGGCACACCUAUGCCAUAAUCAUGCUGUCUAAUCAGCAUCUCGAUAUGCCACACCUGUGAGGUGGAUGGAUUAUCUCGACAAGAGGAGUGCUCACUAACACAGAUUGUGAACAAUAUUUGAGAGAAAUAGGCCUUUUGUGUUCAUAGAAAGUCUUAAGAUAUUUGAGGUCAGCUCAUGAAAAAUGGGGGCAAAAACAAGUGUUGUGUUUAUAAUUUUGUUUGUGUGUAAAAAUAAAAAGAUAAAAUUCGUAUCUUGUAAUACCUUUUUUAUUGGACCACCGGAAUUUUUUAAUGACAAGCUUUCGGGAGAAUCUCCCUUUCUCAAGUCUGAAGCAUUUCUGAGCAAGACGACACAUAGAAUUCAAAGUUGAGUUGUGAUACAGGGGUUAAAGCGACAUGAGUGCAAAUAAGAUACACUAUUUUUGCAGAGGGUCAUAAAUAUCUUUCUGAAGAGCAAUCUUUCAGACAACCACCAAACCUCCAACAAAAAUGAAUCAACAGGAAGCUGCUCACUGAUGGUAAGAAUAAAGAAAAUGGGACCAGUCAAUGCAAAAAAUCCUCGCUGCAAACUGUCAGCACAUAUGCAGUCAACACAGCCAUACAACCAUAAAACCUACAGCAUUAAAGGUUCAUACUCCUGCACAUCCACCAACGUGGUAUACAUAAUUCAGUGCACCAAAUGCCACUUAGGAUGCUACAUUGGGGAAACCACCCAGUCAUUAAAUGGCAGAAUGAAUAUGCACAGACACUCUAUUAAACACCACAAAGAAGAAUCUUAGGGCACUCCUGUGGGACACCACUUUACACAGCCUGGCCACUCACUGAAGGACCUUAAAAUCAAAGUACUGAAAGGGGGUUUUAAAAAUACCCAAGAAAGAAAGUUUGAAGCCAGAAUGAUCAAAUGGUUUAACAGCAAGAAUAGAGGACUAAAUAUUGAUUUGGGUUUCCUGUCCCACUACCAACACUUUACAUCAACACUCACCCAGCAUUAUCUUACUGUUCUGUCAUAUGUAUCAACACUUUAAAACGCAUUCCAAUAUGUUUUUGCUAUCAAUAUACAAAGUACUAUGUGCAGACCUAUGCUUUCCCAUACUCUUAUUCCUGUAUGCUUAUAUAUAUAUAUAUAUAUAUAUAUAUAUCUGUGCAUUUAUAUUUGUGUAUGAGUUUAUGUAUGUUCAUGUGUUUGUGCGUGCGCAUAUACAUAUUUAUGUGUGUAUGUACAAAGUGUACCAUCUUCUGCACUGUCUGCUUGUUUGUUUUUUCUUCUCACUCUGCUCUUCAGAAAGAUAUUUAUGAACCUCUGCAAAAAUGGUGUCUAUUUUCUAACAAACCUGUGGUCUGGGUGCCUAUAGUGGUCCUCUAAUUUUAACUUUACUUCUAGGGUUAGAAUACGAAUUGAGAGAGGCUGAUUUAGUUCCUAACCCUAAUUUUAGUCCAAGAAUCUUGGUCUUUCUUCUUAAUAUCUUGAUAUUUCCAAUAAAGCAAUUGACAAUAACACGAAAUUGCUGCAAACCACACCAUUCCAUUCCAUGGUGUGGUUUGCAGCAAUUUCAUGUUAUUGUCAAUUGCUUUAUUGAAAAUAUCAAGAUAUUAAGAAGAAAGACCAAGAUUCUGGCUGCAAAAGGGUCUGGACAACCCCCGAAUGGUCCAAGGAAGCAUACUAAGAGAGUCAUAUGAUGGUAUGACUCCAACUUUGUGAGUGAAACCACUAUUUAUUCUUUUCUUGUAUACUAUUGGACAGACAUACUACGCUAUUUUGUAUAUAUACCAGUGUUUUACAGAUCAUUCAAGGUUUAAGCAGCUCCGCCUAUCACUUUGUAUGUAUUUUCAUGCAAACACUGUUUGAUUCAGAGAAAGGGCAGUGUUUACAUCAAAGCUUAGGGACGCCUUCAGUGGCAACUCCUCGGAUGGCCACUGGAGGUUUUUCAUGAGGAGACGCUGAACUUUCCUCAUAGAGAUGCAUUGAUUAAAUGCAUAUCUGAGGAUAUGCUGAUUUGCCUGGCUGGUGUUUGAGCCCUCCUUCUUGGCAAUCUCAGCCAAUCUAAAGCUUUACCUAUGGGAAGGCAUUGGAUUGGCUGAAUCAUAAAUUCUGAUGUCAGCCAAAAAGGCAGAUCGGGGCAGAGACGUUAACUGCGAUCCGCACGGUGCUGGAAAAAGGUCGGUUUAACCCUUUUAAUAGGGAGGCAAGCAACCUAAAUUGUGGCUAUAACACUAUCUGGUCAGAAAUACGUUUGUGUUCCUUUAACUAUAGGAGUUAAGUUGUCAAAACUGGGUCAAUGAGCUUUAAAGGGACACUCCAGGCACCCAGACCACUUCUGCUCAUUGUAGUGGUCUGGGUGCCAACUCCCACUACCUUUAACUCUGAAACUGUAAAUAGUGCAGUUUUCAUAAACUGCAAUAUUUACCUUGCAGGGUUAACUCCUCCUCUAGUGGCUGUAUACUGGACAUUCGGUCUCACGCGGCCGUGCAUGCGCAAUCCGUCUCCCCACCAGAUGACAUCGGCGAGGGAGGAGCGUGCGCGGACCAUAGACCAGCGUCAAGGGACAUCGGUGCUGGACUCCGGUAAGUCACUGGGGGGUUUAAACCUGGGAUGGGUGGUGGGAUGGAGAGGGCACCUGCAGUGCCAGGAAAACGGUUUGUUUUCCUGGCACUGGAGUGUCCUUUUAAGCAUUGUUCUUUUUCAAUUACCAAUACAAUUUAGCCACAAUCCAUCAGUAAAAUCAAUCUUGGACGAGUAGACCGCAAACCUCAAAGACAGAGUAGAACAAAAUGGCUGUUCUAUGCCGCCCCGCUUUAAUUGGGCUUUAAAGCCGUUGUGGCCGCAUAGCAAUCCGUAACUGCUUUGAGCCCUGGAGCUCCCGGUAUACUCACCUUACCGUCGCUCCGCUUUGGGAGGACUGCAUGACAGCCAUGCCAGCCCUCCCACGGCAAAUAUGUCCCCCUAUAGCUGGUUGUGGAUCUGCCAGCAAGAGGGACUGUCUGACAUGUCAGACAGUCCCCCUGCUGGUAGGAAAUGGGAAAAAAAAAUUAGACGUGUAAAAUAAAAUAAAUAUUUAUAAAUAUGUAAUAUAUGUAUAUAUUAUAUAUAUGUAACGUCAUACAUAGUGUAUUUUAAUAUUAAUAUAAGCACAUAUAUUAGUAUUAAAAUACACUCAGAAUGACGUUACAUAUGUGUGUGUAUAUGUAUGUAUGUGUGUAUAUAUUAUAUGCACGUAUAAUUACAAUUAUAAAUAAAAUAAGAUAUUGAAAAAAUUUUUUAUAUAAAUUAUUUAUUCAUGUCAUUUCAUUCUAACUGUAUUUUGUUAAUAUAUAUAAAUGUAACAAAAUACACUUAGAAUGACAUUCUAUAUCUAUAUAUAAAAUACAAAUAACCGCAUAUAUAUAUAAAAAAUUACAUUAGUAUACACGUAGAAUUUAAAUACCUAUAAAUGCAUAUAUAUUAAAAUUCUACGUGUAUAUUUAAGUAAUCUUUUAACAUAAUUAUGUAAUUUGAUUAAUUAAAAUUUGACUGACAUGCCUGACAACACAGGGAGAAAGUGCAGAGAAUUUAAUUUGCAAGCACUAUAUUUGACCCUGUAACUCUCCAAGACACCAAACAACCUGUACAUAGGGGGUACUGGUUUACUCGGGAGACUUCGUUGAACUCAAAUAUUAGUGUUUCAAACUGGUAAAUUUUAUUACAACGAUGAUAUUUUAAAUAAAAGUGAAGUUUUUUGCAUUUUUUACAAACAAACGGCACUUUUAUGGACUAUAUUAUUGUUGUAAUAUGUUUUACUGUUUUAAAACACUAAUAUUUGUGUUUAGUGAAGUCUCCCGAGAAUAACAGUACCCCCCAUGUACAGGUUUUAUGGUGUUUUGGAAAGUUAGAGUCACAUAUAAGGCUUGCAUUUCAUUUUUUUUUUUUUUUACAUUGAAAUUUGCCAGAUUGGUUAUGUUGCCUUUGAGAGCGUAUGGUAGCCCAGGAAUGAGAAUUACCCCCGUGAUGGCAUACCAUUUGCAAAAGUAGAUAACCCAAGGUAUUGCAAGUGGGGUAUGUCUAGUCUUUCUUAGUAGCCACUUAGUCACAAACACUGGCCAAAUAUUAGUUUUUUGCAAAUAUGAACGCUAACUUUGGCCAGUGUUUGUGACUAAGUGGCUAUUAAAGACUAAACAUACCCCACUUUCAAUACCUUGGGUUGUCUACUUUUUCAAAUGGUAUGCCAUUAUGGGGGUAAUUCUCAUUCUUGGGCUACCACACCAUCUCAAAGGUAACAUAGAAACAUAGAAUGUGACGGCAGAUAAGAACCAUUCGGGCCAUCCAGUCUGCCCAAUUUUCUAAAUACUUUCAUUAGUCCCUAGCCUUAUCUUAUAGUUCGGAUAGCCUUAUGCCUAUCCCACGCAUGCUUAAACUCCUUUACUGUGUUAACCUCUACCAUUUCAGCUGGAAGGCUAUUCCAUGCAUCCACUACCCUCUCAGUAAAGUAAUACUUCCUGAUAUUAUUUUUAAACCUUUGUCCCUCUAAUUUAAGACUAUGUCCUCUUGUUGUGGUAGUUUUUCUUCUUUUAAAUAUAGUCUCCUCCUUUACUGUGUUGAUUCCCUUUAUGUAUUUAAAUGUUUCUAUCAUAUCCCCCCUGUCUCGUCUUUCCUCCAAGCUAUACAUGUUAAGAUCCUUUAACCUUUCCUGGUAAGUUUUAUCCCACAAUCCAUGAACCAGUUUAGUAGCCCUUCUCUGAACUCUAAGGUAUCAAUAUCCUUCUGAAGAUAUGGUCUCCAGUACUGUGUACAAUACUCCAAGUGAGGUCUCACCAGUGUUCUGUACAAUGGCAUGAGCACUUCCCUCUUUCUACUAAUACCUCUCCCUAUACAAGCAUUCUGCUAGCAUUUCCUGCUGCUCUAUUACAUUGCCUGCCUACCUUUAAGUCAUCAGAAAUAAUUACCCCUAAAUCCCUUUCCUCAUAUGUUGAGAUUAGGACUCUAUCAAAUAUUCUGUACUCUGCCCUUGGGUUUUUACGUCCAAGAUGCAUUAUCUUGCACUUAUCCACAUUAAAUGUCAGUUGCCACAAUUCUGACCAUUUUUCUAGUUUACCUAAAUCAUUUGUCAUUUGGCUUAUCCCUCCUGGAACAUCAACCCUGUUACAUAUCUUAGUAUCAUCAGCAAAAAGACAUACCUUACCAUCAAGACCUUCUGCAAUAUCACUAAUAAAAAUAUUAAAGAGAAUGGGUCCAAGUACAGAUCCCUGAGGUACCCCACUGGUGACAAGUCCAAGCUUCAAAUAUAUUCCAUUAACUACAACCCUCUGUUGCCUGUCACUCAGCCACUGCCUUACCCAUUCAACAAUUUAUUGAUAAGCUUUCUAUGUGCAACAGUGUCAAAAGCCUUACUGAAAUCUAGGUAAGCAAUGUCUACUGCACCACCCUGAUCUAUAAUUUUAGUUACCCAAUCAAAAAAAUCAAUAAGAUUAGUUUGGCAUGAUCUCCCUGAAGUAAACCCAUGUUGUCUCUGAUCUUGAAAUCCAUGUGUUUUUAGAUGUUCAUCAAUCCUAUCCUUUAACAUGGUUUCCAUCACUUUCCCCACUACUGAAGUAAGGCUUACUGGCCUAUAGUUGCCCGACUCCUCCCUAUUACCUUUCUUGUGAAUGGGCACAACAUUCGCUAACUUCCAAUCUUCUGGUACUACUCCUGUUAACAAUGAUUGGUUAAAUAAAUCUGUUAAUGGUUUUGCUAGUACACCACUAAGCUCUUUUAAAAGCUUUGGGUGUAUUCCAUCAGGUCCCAUUGACUUAUUUGUCUUUACUUUUGACAGUUGAAAUAGAACCUCUUCCUCUGUAAACUCACGUGUAAUAAAUGACUCAUUUAUCUUUUUUCUCAACUGAGGUCCCUUUCCUUCAUUACUAAUCUGGCAAAUUUCAAUUUGAAAAUGGAAUGUUCUAUAUUUGACCCUGUAACUUUCCAAAACACCAUAAAACCUGUUAAUGGGAGGUACUGUUGUACUCGUGAGACAUCGCUGAUUACAAAUGUGCAUUUUUUUUGCAGUAAAAUCUAACAGUAUUAUGACAUUCACAGCUAUAAUGUCAGAUAGAAAUACAAAUUUAAAAAUCUAAUUUUAUUUUCUCAUUUUUUUUAUUUUAUUCAUAAUAAAUUAUGUUCCAUAUAUGAAUAGUUAAUGAUAAAUUAAAGCCCUGUUUCUCCUGAACAAAAUUAUAUAUAAGUGUGGGGGCACUUAAUGUGACAGCGGUGAAUUACGGUUGAACAGACAUAUAGCGCAAAUUCCAGUUUUUGUUUACGUUUUGUUUUGAUCAGAACGUGGGCUAUUGACUCCGUCCUGAAGGGGUUUAGAUUAAGCACAAGGAAAAAAAAACUUUUAUAUUAUUGGUGCUAUUCCCUUGUCUUUACCUUAAGUAAUAUAAAUUGGUGGGGGUGGGGGAGUUGGAAGAGCUAUGGAUACUUUAACUCCUUAAUGGCAUAGAAUUGAACAGUGAAGUUGCAGGGGCAUAAUCUAUACAUCAUGACAGCUUAAUGGCUGGAGAAAUUCACUCAUGACCUAUACCGCAUAUUUUUAGUUUAGCACCCUUAUUUUCAUUGAAAGUAUAUGUAGACUGAUAAACCUGUAUUAAAGAUCUUGAAAAAUAUUAGUGUUUGUAAUCUAUAGAACAAUCCAUUUCUAAUCCGUAGAAUAAGUUUCCAGGUCAGUAAUUCAAUUUUUUUUUUUUUUCUUUUCUCUAAACAGUUAAAUAGAGUUAAAAUGGUAGAGAAAGAAAAAGAUGCAUUAGAAGGAGAGAAAAACAAUGCCAUUGAAUUCCUGACACUAGAGAAUGAAACUUUCAAGAAGAAGAAUCAGAUCUGUCAAUAUUAUAUGUAAGUAAAUGCUUUCGUUUAUGGAAAAUGUGGUAUUGCACAAUCAUUUUCUAGACCAGGGGUUCUCAACCCAGUCCUCAAGGACCCCCCUACCAGUCCAGGAUUUAGGGAUUACUUGGGUGUGUUUUAUUUAUUUUUUUUACUAUACAUUUUAGACACACCCAGGUAAUCCCUAAAUCCUGUACUGGUCCAGGGGGUCCUUGACUGGUUUUAGAACCCCUGCUGUAGACCACUUCAGCGCUUUCACUAAAGUCUGCUACAUAAUGUUAUUACCAUAGGCUGAAUUUUCAUAUUUCCCAUUGCUUCGAUCCUCUCAUUGCACAGCAUGAUAUAUAGGAACACUUGGAUAAUAAGUGAAAUGUAAUAAUGAUGCUCCAUGCACACACUCUAGGGCUGAACUUUGGGUGCUAGCAAACCAAAGUGGGUUUUUUUUGUUUUGUUUUUCUGCAAGUCGCUUGCAACAAAAUCCUUCUAUUCAGAGGUCCUUUGUUUAUAUGAUGCUUUAUAGUGGAUUGACAAAUUCUUGGUGUUUUUACGGUUUUAAUAUUUGGCAUUAAAUGGAAACCAAACCAUUAAAAUUAUGAAAUGUAAAUUCUGUUUUUUGUUAGACUUGAUUUGCAAAAGCGUAGUCAAGAUAUGGAGGCACAAAAAGAAAAGAUUCAAGAAGAUACAAAGGAAACAAAUGAGAAAAGUAAAUUACUUGCUGAAGAAAUGAAAGUGAAGAAUAAGGCUUUGAAAGAUGUGGAAACGUAUGUGUCAGAUUCAUUUUGAAAUCUUUUUAUAUUCUUGCAUGUAUUUUCCACUUCUGUUUUGCUCUAUCUUACUUUGUAAUAUCUCUUGAAGGGAACUAAAUAAAAUUACAAAAUAUAUUGAAGAAAACAGAGAAAAAUUUACACAGUUAGACUUACAAGAUGUGGAUGUUCGUGAAAAAUUGAAACAUGCAAAAAGCAAAGUAAAAAAACUUCAAAAACAACUUCAGAAGGACAAAGAGAAGGUAUAGUUUUUUGUAAAUACAGUAUUUCAGAAUGUUUAGUGAUGUCUAGCAAUCAUUUCCUUAAGUUUUUUUUUGUUUUGUUUUUUUAACCUGUGGUUUUAUUUGUUAGGUGGAAGAAUUAAAAUGUGUGCCUGCAAACAGUCAGAAAAUUAUUGCAGAAGCAACAAGUAGAAAAGAAGUACUGGAAAAAGAUAAAGACAAGGAAGAAGAAAAAUUAAAAGCAGUCAUGGAUAGCCUUAAAAAAGAAACACAAGGCUUACAAGAAGAAAAAGAGGUACUUACAUUUUUCAUUCAUUUCUUGUGUGUUUGUACACAAACCAGUUGCGUUAUGGUGGGUUGAAGUGAUUGAAAAACCCUUUAACCUUAAGUCAGUGUAUAGUAAAUACAUUGUUAAACACAGAUCUGCACACACUAGUACAGCCAUAGGACUUGCUCUUCCCCAAAGUAACAUCCCAUUUUCUGUGCUGUUACCACCGCAAGGGAUUCUAGGUGGGCAUCCUUUACUCCACUUUAUACAUGGAUUCCGUGGAGUAUGUCUGCUGUAUAUAAAAACUUUCAAACCUAGCUCAAGAAGCAAAGCCAGAUUACCACUCAUGGAUGACAGUUUUGUAGGUAAAGCAAUUUGUCAGUCUGGGGCUGGUUACUGGCUUGCUUAAGUUAUGUAUGUUAACUAUCUGAAUUAACACUUUGAAGUAUUACAGGAUUAUUUACCAAAGUGAAUUUCAAAUUUAAGGCCAGGGUAGCUGGAUUGGAACUAUAGCUGACUUUUUCCAGUUUGGUUAUUUUUUACCUAAAAUUAAAAAUUCUGUUUGAAUACUGCUUAAUUUCUCAUUGUAGUCCAUAAUCCUGUUUAUUUUCAUACAAUAAAAAUCUAGCAGAAAAGUAGGAGCUGGGAAUAUGCUUCCAUACACAUAACAUAGGCUUUAAUAACUUUGGUUCAUAACACACUAUAUGAUAAGGUGUGCAAAAAUCUCUAGAAUAAUCAUGCGUUAUUUCUUUAGAAUCUCAGGAUGGAAGUGUGGAAAAUUUACAUUUGUGUAAAUAGCAUUAUAUACUAAAAAAUGUGCCCUAAAUUAAAGCAUAACUUUUUUUUUAUUAGUAAUGUUAAAAUGGUACUAAGGAAGGAUAUGUUUGUAAUUAAAACAUAACUUAUAUUGACUUGUCCAAAAAGUACUGUAGACAAAGUGCUAAAAUGAAAUGUCCUUUUUACUAGUGCAACAAGUUACCAACACAGCCUUUAAAUACUGGCAAAUUGUGCCCUUCCAUGACUCUGCUAUUGCCAAACUUCAUAUUUCAUACUAACUUAUAUGAUGUUUAUACUAGCUCACCUCACUCUUUCAUGUUGAUAGUAUGGCUUUGGCAUAAUGAUUAUUAGUUUCCUUUGGCUUUUUGCCAAAUUCGCCCUUCAUUAACAAGAUACAAAAUGAUAGCGAUGACACUGAAUGUUCCUAGAGACAUUGUUGGAAGCAUAGUUCGUAAGUUCAAAGUUGAUGGAACAGUGGUUACACUAUCUGAAAAGGUCAGAGAAAAGAAGCUUUCAGUGGCUGUAACCAUCAUGGUUACCUACAUCAUGGGGAGGGCAAGAUGGAUUCCUUAAAGUAUUAGGAAAUCCUAGGAGAAAAUGCCGUACAGUCUGAGUAUGGACCUUCCAACAAGGCAAUGAUCCCACGCGUACCUCAAAUUCCACCAAGGUUUGGUUGCAGAAGAAGUCCUGAACAAUUCUACAGUGGCCAUCAGUUACCCUAUUUGAUCCUCAUGGAACAUAUCUGGGAUUUGAAGAAGGCGGUUGCAGCAUGCAAACACAAUGUUUCUGAACUGGAGGCCAUUGCUCAUGAGCAAUGGGCUAAGCAUCCUUAGGAAUGUUUCCAAACGCUGGUGUCUCACUAUGCAUCUCGUUUGCAGCAGGGCAUAACCGCAAAAGGGUACUCUACCAAGUAUAAAAGAUGCUUCCCAUCAAGGGGUUGAAUAAUUGUGAGACUUGAUAAGUCAUUAGAGAUUGCAUUUUCAGUUGAAUUUAAAGAAACCACUUGAGGCAAUCGUUGCUGAGCUAUUUCAGUUGCUUUUCUUUGAUUUGUUGUUUGACGAUAGCUGAAUGUCUGGAAAUAUAUGAUAAACCUGGUUUUCAGUGGGAGUUAAAUCAUUUUCAUUACAACUGUACAUCUUAUCUCUCAUUGGAAUUUUGUCCCACUACUGCCCUUAAUAUUGGUUUUGGUGAGAAUAGUCUUCUCUGAUUAAAAUUAUUCAUUUGUUAACCUUUUUAUCACCAUAUAAUUACAUGUUGCAACUGUAUCCUAGGUGCCUGCCAUGAUAUUGCACUUUUAAUUUUUUUUGAAGAAGAAGAACCUAGUCUCUAUAGUAGUUUGCAGCUGGUAUGGUUUUUGUUUAUGCAGUUAGUAAUUUGUUUGCACUAGUAAGGACAACUAUCCUUCCCUUAGUACCAUUUUAACAAUAUUAAUAAGCUGUUUUUAACUGAGGACACAUUUUAUUGGAAUCAACCGGUUUGCUUUUUUUUUUUGUCAUUUCUAUGUCAGGGAGUUAUUCCCUACUAAUAUAAAAAAAAGAGGGGGGCGAUAGAUACAGUGCUAACUCUACAGGCAGCAGGUCUGUAGUAUGGAUACCCUAACAAUCCAAAAUGAUGGGACAAAAAAUGGAAAAGGGAAACAUGCUGCCCUCCCCACCCCCCCACAGAAAAAUGUUGACUAAGGUGUUUGAACACACUAUAUCGAUGUUUAAUAGCUUAAAUAAGAAUAUGGUAUAAAAGUUCAGAUGAGAAAUUCUGCAUGGUAUAAAUAUAAAAUCUGCUGGAAAUAGUAUUCUUGGAGGUCAAUCUGUUGUCCUCCUUCCUGAAAAAAUAAUCAGGUCUUUUAGUAGAGAUGAGAAAAACAAAGACAUAGUUUUUUGAUAGAAAAACAAAGACACCUAUAGUGUCCUAGAUAAUGUAAUGAUAAAGGUACACUCACAAGAAGGGAGCACUGUUCACUUUUUCCAUUUUUGUUUAUUCCUUAAUACGGUUUUCCUGGAACUCUAUUCGAUCAACUGCAAAAAAACAGAUGUGUGGAAGACUAAACUUGAUGGACAUUUGUCUCUUUUUAGUCUAUUGAACUAUGUAACUUUUGGAUUGCUCCAUAGUUUACUUCAUUGUGUUGAUGCUGUUUCAGUUGGCUACAAUCUGAACACAACAAAAUUCACCACAUUUUAACUUUGUAUUGAUUUUUUUUUUUUUUUAUGUAAGGGUAAAGAGAAAGAAUUGAUGGAACUAAGCAAGGCUGUGAAUGAAACUCGUUCAAAGAUGGAUGUGGCCCAGUCAGAGUUGGAUAUAUAUCUGAGUCGCCACAACACAGCAGUUGCACAACUUAACAAAGCUAAAGAGGCUUUAAAUGUUGCUUCUGCAACUCUAAAAGAAAGAACAGCUGCCAUAAAAGAGUUGGAGACAAAAUUACCCAAAUCUCUUGAAGACCUUAAGAAGGUGAAUUUAAUUCUCAAUUUAAUAAUUUUUCUUCUGCUUCUCCUAUGUUUAAGCUUUAAAGGUGCUACCAUGACCCAAACCCACCAAUUUAUUACAGGCAGACAUUGGGAUGACAGCAUAACGGAUUAGAUGUGGGCAUUUAAAUGCAGUUUUCAUAUAACUUUGUUGGCACAAAAACGUUCAAAUUCCCAGAGAGUUGAAAACCUAGAAAUAGUGUCAGUAGAAAGUAUUGUAUGCUCAAAAAUUAGAUUGAUUUAUGCUAGAAUUCUUAAACCUGCUCUAUGGAGGUAUAGAAUUGACAUCUCCAUAUCCGUUUCUACUUUUUCCUGGCCAGCUUCUACUUAUUAAAGUACCUGUUAAAGGACUCAACCAAUUCUGGUCAAGUCUAGCAUGAGAAUCUGCGUUCCUAAUGAUGACUGGGAAUUUAAAAGAUAACUUCACACCUCCUCAAGUGGGUGGACAGUCUCUGGAGCGGAGAGCAACUUUUUUUUGUGUUCCGCUGGCUGUCCUGCCCGACAAUCUUGACAGUACUGAGAGGAAGUUAUAUAAUUGCACAUACUUCCAACACUGAAUCAUGGAACAAGGAAGCUCAUUGUAACGGAUCACCUGGCACACCGACUGGGUACCUCCGUUGAUGGAUGCUCCUAGCGCUUCCUGAGGGCUCCAAGCACUCCAGCUGACCCUAUAACCACCGUAGACUCCUCCAGAGAGCAAGGCAGGAACAAGCUCUUACAAGAGCUUAGUAGUGAUUUAGCAAGGGAGUAUGACAAGCCUAGCAAUCCCUUGUAGCAGAUUCCCCCAAUAAGAGAUGGCACUCCAAAUUGAAGGUGAAGUAGAACUGAACUUUUAAUCCAACACUCUGCUUUUAUGCCCAUUUUACACAUCUAGUACCGCCCACAGGGUUUUGUAAAACUAAUAAUAAAAUAUGUACAUUACAAUAAAACACUCCAAGCAAUUACACACAAACCCUCCCCUCUGCCUGUGAGAUAAUUACUGAACACAAUGGGUUAAUGUAAUUAUCACAGGCAGGAAAAAUACACUUUUUACACAUACACUGUAACUUUAAAAAUAUACAUUCAAUCUUCCUAAAAAUUACAUAUUCGAACUCACACUUUAAUUGCAAACAUAUCCAAAAUUCCAUCCAGGGGUUAAAAAGUUAGCUGGAAGUCCUUUAUGACUUACCACAAGCACAUUUUCAUGCCCAAAACCGUUCCAGAGAAUAAGUCAGUUGGUACCAAUAAAUCAGUAAAUACAUUUGUGUGUGUGUGUGUGUGUGUGUAUACAUACACACACACAUAUGCUCUUUCUCCCUCCCUCCUCUUUAUAAAUCGCUGGUAAGAUCACACUUUGAAUAUACUGUGCAAUUUUGGGCACCUGUUCUAAAGAAGGAUAUCAUGGCACUAGGAAAAAGUGCAGAGACGAGCUACAAAAUUGAUACAAGAAAUGUAGCAUUUUAGUUAAAAAUUUCUUCCCCAAACUACAUAUAAUCUCAGUGUAUUAUAUUUAGGCAAUGAACACAUUGCAUGUUCAAGAAAGCUUAGAGGAGAAAAGGAAGAAAACAAAGCAUACCAGGCUACCGUGUAACUAUAAAACUGCUACAUAAUUGUGUAUAACUUUAUAGAGAAAGUGCAAUGACAGGGAUUAUGUGUUAGUGCCUAGCCAAAGCAGUACUGAUCUUUUAUGUAUUUGGUGUUUCUCCCCCACUUUGAAGGAACAGUCCUUGAGGGGUGAAACCGUUUGUAAACAGUUUAACCCUAAAGUUGCACAAAGACCAUGACAUUCAAACUGUCGCUCACAUUUUGGAUCAUUUUUGUCUAUGGUUUCAGUGAGGCUACCUAUUCAUACCUACAUAAGGUAUGUACAUACUGACCUAAAUCUGUUUAGAAGAGGAAUGUAAGAAUAGCAGUCUUGCUUAGUGUUAUAGAGGAAAUCUAAAACAGAGUGUUAAAAUUAACUAAAUCUAAGCUUCUGGGUGUUUUGGAACUUAAAGCAAUUUAACCUAAAUAAAUGGUUUUCAAUGGACAAACUCAUAUUAGUGCAUUUAAAAAUCGACAUAAGCAGGAAAAAAAAAAAACCUUGUUUGAAUUUCGUGUGUAACUCCUUUAGGUAAGACCACACCUAGGACCUUGUGCCAUAGCAUUUUUAUUGAGAUGAAUGUUUGGUUCCCACAGUGUCCUUUUAAUAUUUUUGCUGUUCGAGGGAAAAAGAAUAUUAAAAUAUUUUUUUAUAAGUUACUUAGCCUUUUUACUAAACUGUGUUUAACCAAGCAAUGAUUCCUCUUUUUAUUAUAUAGAAAGAAAGUGAAUAUGAAUCAUUAGUGCAUGAAGAAAAUAAUAUAAAGAGCCAAGUUCGAGAUCUACGGCAGAAGGUAGAAGAAGCAAAGAGUUCUUUAUCUGCCAACCAAAGCAGGGGAAAGGUUCUUGAUGCUCUGAUUCAACAGAAGAAAUCUGGAAAAAUUCCUGGUAUUUAUGGAAGAUUGGUAAGGUUUAAAAAAUACUUUAGAAUGUGAAAGUCCCAUUUUAAAGGGUAAAGCAAUAAAAAUAAUUUUUUUUUUUUUUUCAAUUCUUUUUAUUAGAUUUUUUUCAUGAAAAUAUUAAUUGACAUAACAUCUAGGGGAAGGAACCUUACAGAAAAAAAUUAAGGACUCCUAUCCCCAUUAAGCAUACAAAGGUAUAUUAUUCUAUUUCAAAUUACAUCAAUAAGCCGUCUAGUACACAAUAAUAUAGUAACAUUAACCCCUUCAGGACGGGUGACGGACGAGGUCUGUCACAGAGGGGAGACCCUUAACGACGGGUGAUGGACCUCGUCCGUCACGCGGUAAAAUUAACCCCGGAUCGCGGGGUUAAUGGUGCUCCGGUAUGCCUCUGCAUUAGAGGCAUACCGGGAGCACCCGGUCAGGCUGCCCAGCACAUGUGCUCGCUCUGACCGCAAGUCAGAGCGAGCACAUGUGCUCUGUAUACUCACCUACCGGCUCCCUGCACUUCCGGGUUCUGUGUGAAGUGCAGGGAGCCGGAUCAGUGCUGAUCCUGCCCCCUGCUGUUAAAAAAAAAAAAAGUUAAUUUAAAGUCCCCCCCCAUUACCCAUUUUAAUAAAAAAUUAACCCCUUCCCUGCCAAUUGAUCACUGACUACAGUGAUCAAUUGGCAGGGAUUACAUUUUACUAUGAUCUGAUUUUUUUUUAACCCUGAGGGUUAAUUCUUUUUUUUUUUAACCCUCAGGGGUUAAAUUUAUUUAAUUAAAAUAUUUUAAAAUUAUAUAUUUAGCUAGCUGGGGUGGGUGGAAGUUAGUGGGGAAUUGGGGGAUUUGGCGUUAGGCUAACUAGGGGUUAACGUUAAAAGUUUUAAAAUAAACUUUAAAAAGUUAAAAAUUAAGCUUCAAAAAAUGUUUUAAUAAAUAAAUAAGUAAAAAAAACAAAAAACCUUUACCUAGUCCAAAUAAAAAUUAACCCCUUCCCUGCCAGUCGAUCACUGCCUACAGCGAUCAAAUAGAGAUCACAGUAUUAUACUGUGAUCUAAUUUUUUUUUUAACCCCUGAGGAUUAACACUUUUAUUUAUUUUUUAACCCUCAGGGGUUCAAUUUAUUUAAUUAAUUUAAAUAUUUUAUAACUAUGUAUUUUGCUAGCUGGGGUGGGUGAGAGUUAUGGGAAAAUGGGGAAUUUACUGUUGGUGCUGCGUACUGCUAGUUAGGGGUUAACAGUAAAAAGAAAUAAAGCUUAGAAAAAUGUUAAAUCUGUAAAAAAAAAAGUUUUAAGAAAGUUUAGGAAAGUUUAAAAAAAUUAAUACACAAAACAAAAGUUUAAAAACUAGUUUUUAAAAGUAAAAAAGUUUUAUAAAAAGUAAAAAAAUACAUUUUAAAAACGCUCAUUACCACUACACCUGGAACAAACUAGAGAAAAAAUUAUCCCACGCUAUGGUUCAAAAUAUGCCUUUUGAAUCACCCCAGGGUGUAUUCUUUAAUAAAUAGUAUGUGUUUGUGGGGAAGUUUCAAUAACCAACCGUCUAAACUACUCCAAAUUGGAACAUGGACACAGCGUAAAACUUCAAAGUUAGAAAAAAACUGAAUGGCUGCGUCUCAAAUGCGCCCCUUCAACAUCCACACAUACCUGGCAAAGGUACAUACAGGGGUAUUGCUGUACUCAGCUGACAUAGCUGAGCAACAUAUGAAGUAUUAUACAGUCAUAGCACACAUAAGGUUUGCAAAAUAUGCUGCGCAAACUCACUUUGUAUGUCAAAAAGGCAGAAAAAUGCUUAUUACCACUACACUUGGUACAAGCUAGCGGAAAAAUGAUCCCACGCUAAGGUUCAAAAUAUGCCUUUUGAAAUACCCUGGGAUGUCUUCUUUAAGAAAUGGUAUGGCUUUAUGGGGAAUUUGGAUUAUAUAGCCUGGUAAAAUACUCUAAAAUGGGACAUAGGCACAGCAUAAAAAUUCAAAGUUUGAAAAAAAAACUGGAAUGGCUGUGUCCCAAAUGUGCCCCUCCGAUGUCCACACAUACCUGGCAAAGGUACAUACGGGGGUAUUGCUGUACUCAGCCGACAUAGCUGAGCAACAUAUGAAGUAUUAUACAGUCGUAGCACACAUAAGGUUUGCAAAAUAUACUGUGCAAACUCACUUUGUAUGUCAAAAAGGCAGAAAAAACGCUUAUUACCACUACAUCUGGUACAAGCUAGCGGAAAAAUGAUCCCACGCUAAGGUUCAAACUAUACCUUUUGAAACACCCUGGGGUGUCUACUUUAAGAAAUGGUAGGCCUUUGUGGGGUAGUUUGAAUUUAAAACCUGCGAAGAUGCUUGGAAAUUGCACAUAGGCCCAGCGUCAAAAUUCAAAGUUUGGUAAAAACGGAUAUGGCUUGGUCUCCUAUAUGGCACUGUAGCUUCACGAAAUAGUGCCAAAGACAUUCAUUGGGGGUGUCUUUUUACUCAGACUUAGCUGAGCAUAAUUUGGGAGGUUUGAACUUAGUGGCACAUAUGACAAUAUACAAAACGCCCAGCAAAAAUGCAAUCCGUAUGUAAAAAAAUGCACAAAAUUAUUUUUUGCCACAUACUUUGGCAUAUAUUGGUGAAAAAAAUGGGGGCAUGUUAAGGCACAAUAUGCACCUUAUGAGAUACCCUGGAGUGUCUACUUUUACAAAUGGUAGGCCUUUGUGGGGGGUUUUUGAACAGUCAAACUAUCAUAAUACCCCAAAUGGAAGCUAAGGCUAAUUCUACUGUGAAUACUGAAAAGGACAGGUAUCCUGUGUGGCACUAUAACUUCACAAAAUAGUGGCAAAGACAUACAAUGGGGGUGUCGUUUUACUCAGCAGAUGUAACUGAACACAAAAUAAAACUUUGUACAGGAAUAGCACACACCAGCUUUACAAAAUAUACACGAGAAUUUCUUUGUUAUAAGUUUGUGUGCCAAAAACCAAAAAAAACACAAUUUUACUCCAAUAUUUAGCAGAGGUUGGCGGUGAAAUGGCUACGUAGAAAGUGUCAAAACAACCUUAGGUAAAUAGCCCGUGAUGUCUACUUUAUAUAAAUAUAUACUUUUGUGUAGCAAUUUUGUUUUCUUUUAUGGCUAUUAGGCUUACAAGACAAACAUACCAAAUUCUAAAAUCGCUCCACAUUAAAAGUCUAUUUUACUCCUUGUGCUUUGUGACCUGUAACUACCAAAAAAAACUUAAAAUCCCAGACACAUUGUAUAUUCUGUAAAUCAGAACAACUAAAUUAAUUUAUUUUUAAUUACUUUUCUUAACCUGCACUAAUUAUGCACACAUUAUUGCAAAAACUGUAAAAAAAACAAACACAAUUUUCAUUUUUUUUUACAUUUUUCUGUAUUUUUUUUUUUUUAUAAUAAAUAAGCAUUUAUAUAUAUGUGUGUUACAUCAAAUUAAAGCCCUUUCUGUCCUUUAAAAAACGAUGUAUAAUAUGUGUUGGUGCAACAAAUUAGUAAAAUGCAAAUUGCAGUUGAACGCAAACAGCAAAAAAUUAAAAAAAUGCCGUUGUCAUUAAGUGAAAGACAAGCUUUUGAAGCUCUGUCCUUAAGGGGUUAAAGUCAAUAUAUAUGACCAGUUUUGUCUUUGUUUUUGUCUGUCUUAUUUUUAAGGUUUUUAAGGCCAAUUUUGGACCAUGAUAUCCCCUCGAUGAGACUUUUAGGAAUUAUAUAGGCUUUAAUAGUCCACCUGGAGAUUUCAUGCACUCUCCAUUCUUUUAAUAACAUAUUAGUCUCUUUUAACAGCUUAAAAAAAUUGAUUUCCAUAGUCCAUCUUAUAUCUGCAGUUAUAAUUACCCCCAAAUAUAUAAAAAAAUUUUUUGUCCAUUUAAAGUCAAAAUCUUUCUUUAGGGAAAAUAUAAUAUCUUUAUGAAUAUUAAUCGGCAUAGCUCUUGUUUUAUUCGUGUUCAGAUUAUAAUUUGAAACACUACUAUAGUUGUUAAAUUCUUACAUUAAACGAGGAAGAGAAACCAGGGGAUCCGUAAUAGAAAUUAAGAUAUCGUCAGCAUAUAAACAUCUUCCAUUCAUCAAGUUGAGUUCCUAAUCCUUUAAUCCCUACAUUUUGUCUAAUAUUAUUUGCUAGUGGUUCAAUUGAUAAGACGUAUAAUAAAGGUGAGAGAGGACACCCCUGUAUCGUCCCAUUGUUAAUAUAGAACCAAUCUGAGUAUAGAUAACGGGCUACUAUACGGGCAGAGGGAUUCGAAUAUAUAGCUCCCACCGCAUUCAAGAACCAUCUGUCAAAACCGAAUUGUAAUAAAGUUCUUUUCAGAUAUCCCCAUCCGACCCUGUCGAAGGCUUUUUCUGCGUCCACCGACAGGCUCAGAAGGGGGGUUCCCUCAACUUGAGCCCAUUCUAUAAUGUCCAAAACCCUACGGGUGUUAUUUGAGGAGUGUCUUCCCUGCAUAAAACCUAUCUGGUCCCUAUGUAUAAGUGAUGGCAAAACUGUUUUCAAACGUUCCGCUAAAAUUGCGGCAUAAAGUUUCAUAUCCACAUUAACCAGAGAAAUAGGACGAUAAUUACUCACAUCAUCUGGGCUUUUGCCCUGUUUCAAAAUUGGAAUAAUAUGAGCCCUUAAUAAAUCUUGAGAUGCAUUCCCUUUGAUUGCCAAUUCGUUCAAGGUAUCAGUUAACAACGGUAUUAAUUGUCUCUUAAAAACCUUAAAAAACAAAUUUGUAUACCCAUCCGGUCCAGGAGCUUUACUAUUAACAAGCUUAUCAAUUGCCAACUCCACUUCAUGAUGAGAUAUAUUUCUAUUAAGUUUCACCAUCUGAUCAUUAGAUAAUUUAGAUAGAUUGGAAUUUUUCAAGUAAAUGUCCAACAAACCUUGGUCAGGGGAUUUAUUCAGGUUAUAAAGUUUUUGAUAAAACACUCUAAAUUUACUGGCAAUUUCUUCAGGCUUAUAGAUGUAAUUAAUUCCAUCUCUUAAUUUAGAUAUCUUAUGGUCAGUCAUCUUUUUCUUCAGUUUAUUUGUUAAGACUGAGUCUACCCAGUUGUUCUUAUAAUAAUAUUUAAUAUUUAACUUGUUUAGAUUACGUUCCACCCUAUUCUUAAUCUGUUCAUUUAUCUUUUCUUGGUAGACUUUAAUAGCUAAGGCUCUAUCUUCAGAGUAAACUUGUUUGUUAGUUUUAGAGAGAUUAUAAAAUUGAAUAUAAAGAUCCGACAAAAUAUUGUCUACAUUCCUUUUUUGAAAACUUGUAAAGUAGUCAUCAGGGGAUACUGGAUAAAACUUUCAAGAGGACCAUAAGCAUUCUUUAGAUACCUCAUUAGAUGAAUUCUCCUUAAUAAAGAAAUCAAUUAACUUCUCUAUAUGUUCUACAUUUGCUUUAUUUUUUUGCAGAUAAUCUGCCAAUUUCCAGAUCUGCGGAGGUCUCUUAUUAAUUUCCACCAGAUCUGCGAUUACCAUAUCAUGGUCUGACCAAGUAUUUUCAACGAUAGAAAUUGCCUGAACUAGUUUAAAACUUCCCAAAAUCAUAUCUAUCCGAGCAGCCGAAUUGUGAGGGAUAGAUCUGUGCGUAAAAUUUCUUUCAUUGGGAUGAAACAAUCUCCAACAGUCAAACAUAUCCGCUUUCUUAAUCACUCUGCUUAACGACGCAGCCUGGCUUUUAAGAGAUUUAUCUAUCCUCUGAUUUUUAGCCAAUUGUUUAAAUAAAAAUCACCUUUAACGCAUUAUAUAGAUAAAAAAGAAAAAAAUCUGCAGAAGAAAAAAGAUCUGAAGAAAAGUUACAUAAUGUUUUAAAGUGGUUCAUACAAUGCUUAGUGAAUCUCGCUGCAUCUGCAGGAUGAAACGCUAGUCUUUGGUGACUGGUCUUAGGAGUUUAAAAUGCAGUAGCAAUUCUCCUAUCUGCUUUACUGUGGAUCACUAUAUCGUUAACUGUACUGUAUAUAAAUUCAAAGGAGCUACGCUCUGUUUUGGCAUCUGCUUAACUUCACACUACACAUGUCCAGUCCAUAUCUUUUUUUUUUUUUUUUUGUAGGAGAAGCCUUCCCUAUUAAUAAUGAGCUCAAAAUGAGUCAGAAAUUUUAAGCAAUGUUUCAGGGGGACCAGGGCUGCUAAGACUUGACCCUUGUAUGAAGUAAUCAAAAAUAAAAGAAAAUAAAGAUCAGUCCUGUGAAAAUAGGGUAGUUCAACCUGGUAAUAAAUGUAUCUCUACUUGAAAUAUGUACAAAAUAAAUGUUAUAAAUAUGUACAAUGUAACUAAAAAGUUAAACAAAUGUUCUUCCAGAAGAGAAGUAACAAUGUAUAAAUUAUGCAAUGUUCACAUUCGGACUUUAAAAAAAACUUGUCUGUAUGGUUCACCAGUUGGACAGGUAAAACAUAUUUCAGGAAAUCUGCUCUUAUUGGCGAUAAUACAUUAAGGAAGGGGGUAAAUUAGCUGACUGACAAUAGAUACUCACCUCUACUAGCUAAACCUUAUAUUUAGUAUUCAAAUGUAUGCCAAAAAAUAUAAUUAAGAAGUGCAAGGAUCACUAUGUGUAAAUUCGUAUCGAAGGGUAAUGAGUACUGCAGCGCCUCUAUUGCCAUCCCGCAAUAUAGUCAGCAUGUAAUGCAUCACAACACUGACCAUCUAGAGGUACGUAAUUAAAACUGAGAAAAUAGAAAAGAAAACCUCAGCUGUAAGUGAAAGCCAUUAAAGUCAGCCUACUAUAUCUGCCUCUUCCACCUGAAAUCUAGCUAGACAGGAUACAGAGUGCAAAAAAGAAUUUUAAAGUGAACAGUGAUUGGUGUGCAAUAAAGUGUCAAAUUAAGUGUGAGGUAGUAAGAGACAUUGUGAGUUUGUGCUGCUGUACCUUUGUCCAAGGGCUAACCAAGUCUGGCUGUAACGUGUUAUAAAGUUGUUCGUCCCAAGGAACACCCAACGGUGAUAUCCAAUUGCAGCCAGGAGGAGAAAGUGUUUUGAUUCCCUAAUUGUUGUCAGUCUGAAGUGUCAAUUCACCUGUUUGUCCUUCCUCUUGUGAGGUGUAUAGCUAAAGGGGUGUGGAUAUUGACAAUGUGUCAAGCGUGGCUUGUCAAUAAAGUGUAACGCCAACCAUGGAUGUACACACCCAGACGGUUGUACCAGGACCGCAUCAUAUAAUGAUAAAGGCAAUGUUCAAGAUAGACAUCAUAGUAGAUUGAGGGUGUAAUCUCCCCCUGUUAUAAUUUAGUGUCCCCACCCGCCGGUGAGGACAAUAGGUUCUACCCCUCUCCAUUAUUAUCAAGGGCUGCCACUCAGGGGUUGGGGCCUGGGGGAGGACAAUAGGUGUGUGUGUGUGUGUGUGUCUCUAUCUCUCUCACUAAACUAGUGUAUUAUAUCAGCAUAAAAGUAGAUAAAACAAAUAUAGUGCACACUGUAAUGUCUCUUGGUACAAGUAGGAUAAUCACAAGUGUGGAGCAAAAUUGGAUUUUGCUCAAUCCAAACAGCUUAGUCGGUUUGUUCCCCACCUAGGAAACUGGUGUCCAGGGUAUGGUGAAUUAAAAGCAGGAGGAUCCAGGGUGUCUUGAAAUAAAUUAGUAUUUAUUCUGACUCCUAUAGAGAGAGAGAAAAAAGAAAUGCCAACACGUUUAAUCAAUGUGAGAAACACUUUAAGGUGCUACCCCUUGCUUCCUCUACCAGCAAUUUGCAUUUAUCCUGAAAAAGGAAAAACUCCAGAUUGGUGUUGGAGCUGCCUACCUUCAUCUAAUGCUGCUGGAGCAAUGAACCUCCAUAUAGACUGUAACAAAUAUAUUCUAACUUCAGACACGGUGUCAAGACCAGGCUAUGUUUACACUUGAUUAGACUCUUUUUAGACCAUUAUGACACACCUGUUUUAUUUUGCUCUACUCUUAAGACCAAAUGGAAAGAUACAAUAUCAUUACAAGGCUACAGAAAACAAGCCGAUCACAGCGUUAUGUGACAUGAUACAUAAAUUAAGGAUCUAGCUUCAAGAGAUCUAUGGUAAAGAAACAAUUCCAGACUUUCAGGGCUGCAAACACAUUUUUGAAAAAUGCAUCUUUAGACUGGAUUACUCCAAUUCGUAGUUUACUCCCAAAAUCUUAGCAUCCCAGUUUGGGUUAAGCAUGAUCAAGGCACCAAAUCAUUGCAUGUGCAAUAUUACGUUACAUGAUAGCGAGGUAUAGGAAACCCAUUAGCAAGAUCAAUGUCCCCCCUAGGAGUGGCUUGGAACGUGCAAUGCAAAAGAAGCAGGUAAAUAUGAAAAACAAUUAGAUUUACCUGCUUUUUCUACUUGCUGAAUGAGAACAGUCUCUUUUAAAACCUAUUGGAUUCAUGUAACCUUAAACACUGUGUAUUCUAGAGAUUUUUAAAGCACCUAAACAACUUACAUGCCUAAUAAACAUUAUGGUUAGACAACCUAAUUUGCAACCCAGAUCUGCAGAUUUUAGCUCCGCCUUCAUCUUCUGUUUUCAACAGGAAAUAGAUUGUUAAAGGCAGUUCAAAUUUGCAUUAAUCACACAGUGCCUUAGUUUGAAAUAAUAACUUUUACCUUUUUUUUUCUUUUAGGGUGACCUUGGAGCUAUUGAUGAGAAGUAUGACGUGGCUAUUUCAUCAUCAUGUGGUGCCCUGGAUCAUAUUGUUGUUGAUACAAUCGAUACAGCUCAAGAAUGUGUAAAUUUUUUGAAAAAGCAAAAUGUUGGUGUAGCAACUUUCAUUGGAUUAGAUAAGGUAUUGAUGUGUUUUUUUUGUUUAUGUAUAUAUUUUUUUAUUUUCCGUUCUGGUGAUCUAUGUGCUUUAUUUUCUUAAUCAGAUGAAGGUCUGGGAAAAAGGAAUGGACAAGAUUCAGACCCCUGAAAAUAUUCCACGCUUGUUUGAUAUGGUGAAACUAAAAGAUGAACAAAUUAGACCAGCAUUCUACUUUGCGUUACGGGAUACACUAGUUGCUGAUAAUCUGGAACAAGCAACUAGAGUUGCUUUUCAGAAGAAUAAAAGAUGGAGAGUUGUAACUUUGCAAGGACAAAUUAUUGAGCAGUCUGGUAAUACCCAUUUAUUUUUAAAUGUUUGCUCGAUUGAGUUGUGGAGGAAACUAACCUCAAAUACUUCACAGCAUAGUGAAUAAAGUGCUGUUAAUUGAGAAUUUAAAAGAGUUUGGCUAUUUCGACAUAAUUUAAGAAAUUCAACUGCAAAUGUUCCAGCUUUCUUGUUUUGUACACAUUUUGUUCAUAUUUUGCAAUUUUCGAAGGAAAAAGAGCAUCACCAUCUAAGAACUGAAAGGGGAAGGGUUAUAGGCUUCUAAUGGAAAGUCCGGAAAAUGCCUAACAUUAAAACAUUAUGUGUAAAGCACAUUUCCAGUUGCUAAAGCUUUUAGCCACUAAUUUAGCCUGUUUAAGUGAAUAAACAAGCUUGUUGUGUCCAUGUUUAAUCCUAUAACAAACACAGAAAAGUAUUACAGUAAAGUUUAAUGUUUUUAGUGCGUGUGUGUAUGUGUAUAUGUAUGUGUGUAUAUAUAUAUAUAUAUAUAUAUAUAUAUAUAUAACAAUUAUGCAAUCGUUAGUAUAUGAUUCCAGAAACACAGCCAAAUGACUUAAUGUAGGCUCCAUAUCCUUGUAAUACUUUUUAAGUAAAACCUGCAAACAUUUAUAUUUAAUGAUUCCUUUUAAUUCUGCUUCCAGGUACUAUGACAGGUGGUGGGGGAAGAGUUAUGAAAGGCAGAAUGGGAUCAUCUGUUAUGGUUGAAAUAUCAGAUGAACAGGUUGGUAUUGAUAGUCACCAGAACCAGAUGUUUGUAAUGCAAUACAUUUCAUUUUGGUGGUUUUCUUUUCUUUUGUAGUUACAGAAAAUGGAAUCCAAACUUAAUUCUGACUCCAAUAAAGCCGCUGCAAUACAAGAACGCAAGGUACAGCUGGAAGAGGAGCUAACCAAACUUCGCCAAGCAACAAGAGAGAUGAAAAAUACUUUUGAGAAAUAUACAGCCAGCCUGCAGGUACAUAAACCAUGCUAGUAGUCUUAAAGAGUUCCUAUCAUGAUAAAUACAUCUCCCCCAUUCAGUCAUUGCCAAUCCGCACAGAUAAGAGUGUUGUGCUUUGUGUGUCUGUUAUCAGGGAAACACUCCUUUUGGUUGUUCUACUUGCUUUCAGCCUAAAGGAAAGCAAUGCUUGCAAGGGGGAGAAAUGGCAGGCUCUGUGUGAGUGAAGCCGCAUGCAGAUAAAGAACAUGAAUGAUUUAUUGCAUGAGCUUUGGACAAUCUGAGAGUGGAGAGCUAGAACAGGUUUAUUUACAUACCAUAAAGCUUAGGGGUAAAAAGUCUGUGCUUCUUAAAAAGGGGAAGGCAGGAGAGAUGAUACAACAAAAAAGUGCACAAUACAGAGGUGAACUAAAAAGUAAGCUCAAACACCUAAAAAGUGGUAUCCCCUACACCACUUUAAAACACAUAAUUAUACAUACAUACAUACAGGGAAGGUGGAUAUUUAGAAGCUCCACCUUCCCUGUAUGAAGUCAGGAGAGAGGCAAGUCCCAUUGAAAACGUGAUUGAUGUUCUUAGUAGGAGACAGAUAAUGGAAUUAAAUAAAAAUUUGAGCUUUAAUGGUAUUAUAGGAACACUAUAGGGUCAGAAAUACAAACGUGUAUUCCUGACCCUGUAGUGUAAAAAACACUGGCUUCCUUUGUCCCCUUAAAAAAAAAAUAGAAAACUUGCCAUAUCUGAUACUGGCCCUGCCACUGAUCCGCCUCCUUGGCUGUUAUCAUAAUCAUUGAUCUCAGCCAAUCAAAUGCUUUACCAUAAGAAAGCAUUGGGAGGCUAUUGCGCAUGCACUGCAAAAAAUCUCGCUGGCAAAUCCAGCAUCUCUUCAUACAGAGGUAUUGACUCAAUGCAUCCCUAUGGGGAACGUUCAGAGCAUGGAGACACUGACCCACAAAGCACCUUUUUGUGGCAGUCUGACUGCCGCUGAAGGUGUCCCUAGGUAGCAAUGUAAACACUGCCUUUUCUUAAAAAAAAAAAAGCACGGCUUACAGUAAUAAGUCUGCGAGGACUGAAUAUACUUACAAGAGCAACUACAUUAAGCUCUAGUUGUUCAGGUGACUAGUGUCCCUAUCAGCAUCGGCGUUCAGCAUCUCCACACUCUACAUGGAGAAGCUGAAAUCGUCCCGACAAUUUGGGGAGGGGCAAAGAGCCUAAACUGUUUUUUAACACUACAGGAUCAGGAAUACACAUUUUGAAUUCAUGACCCUAUAGGUGCCUUUAAUUGUAUAACAUUAGUCAAGAUAGAUGGUUAGUAAACUGCAAACAUUUGUAUGUCAUGACAGGUUCUUUUUAAGUUAUUUGUUCCUGACUUGAUGAAUGAUUUUGACUUGUGAUAUAUUGUUUGUGGAAAGGGUUUCAAGUCUUUAAAAUACCAUGACACAAAAUGGAUAGCUGAGUACUUGGUUUUUACAACUCAUUUCAUAUCAAGAAGUAUGAAUCAAUUUGCAGUAGGGUAACAGAUCAGAUAAACUUAUUAUUACUCUAUGCUUUGUAACUUUUUAGAGUCUCUCUGAGCAAGAAGUACACUUGAAAACCCAGUUGAAAGGGCUGGAAGCUAAUGUCGCUGCUACUGUACCGGAUAAAAACCAACAAAAACAAAUGGAAAAAAACCUGGAAAGCUUUAGAAAAGGUAUGCUACUAUUUUAAUAUGUACAAAUUAGAAUCUUUAAAAAAAUAAAUGUUUAUCUGUUUGCUUAUUGCACGUUACAUAACUUAAGUGCAGAUAUGCUUUAUAACUACAGCUGUUUUAAAUGGUUACUAUAUAAUGGACUGAUGCUCAAUGUAAUGCAUUAUAAAAAUACUUAAUAACGAUGCUCUUUCAAAAUUCCUGCCAUUUCUGUGAUGGAAGCUUAUUAGGCCCUCCCCAUAGAAAAGCAAUGCUUCAAUGCUUUACUAUGGGGAUUUUACAGACGCUUGAUGUCCUCAUGUUCUGCAUGAGGAUGUCCAGCGUCGGGCAACUAAAAGACGCUUAGCAAGCAGUAAGUGCCUCUAACGGCUUACUGACAGCCACUAGAGGCAGUCUUGGUCCUGCCAUGUAAUUAUUGCGUUUUCUCUAAAACUGCAACCAUUUACAUUGCAGAACUACAAGGGACAGAAACCUUGCACCCAGACCACUUAAAUGAGCUGCAGUGGUUUGUGUGCCUAUAGUGUCCAUUUAAGAAAAGCAAUUCAUUUGUUUGUCCUGCCCACAGCAUUGUAACUGUGGGGAUAUGAAUCAUUGAUUGCAGUUUAGGGCCACUAAUUCUGGGUUCCUUGGUACCAGCAGGGAUCUAACCCCUGUUGGUACUUUUACUGCAUGAUGGCCUCUAUGCUGUCACUGGGCAUUAAAUUUAAGCACUGCAUAACUGUGCAGACAGUCAUGUGGUCCUUAAGUGGAUAAAAGUGUUUGCUUUAAAAAAUAAUUGUCAAGUAUAUGCAUGUCCCUUUUUAAGAAGCAGGUAUUUUUAGUAUAUACAAUACCAUCAGGCUCACAAAUUUUAUGUGUACUCUCCAAUCUCCUGAGAAUGUAACGAUCUGCAACUCAGGCUUUUAACAGAGCUAGUAAAAAGGCUACCUUAACAUCAUGGGAAGCCCCAACUCGAAGCAGCUGUAGUGCCAAGUACAUUAUAUCAGGGCUCGACAAAUCCCACGUCGCCAUGGCAACUAGAAAUUUUGCCUGGGAUUUGAAUUCUAAAGGCAGAAUGGUGGAACAAUGGAGCCGGACGGACGACUCUGGGAUCGUGGAGGCAGCCGUCCUGAGCUGCUUAGAGGCGGCAGGCCGGGGCAGCGCACAAUGGAGCAGGAAUCUUCCUGAGGCUCCCUCGUGCUGUAUAGUGAUGUUGGGUGCCGGAAUACGACGUCAUUCGAGCCCCAGCAUCACUACAGGGCGCAACAGGUAGAUUACUGCUCCCUCGCACGCAGGAUGAGCGAACAGCCCACACUGGACCCCAGGGAAAGUCCACUCCCUUCUCCCAAAGGUAGGGAGGCUGUGUGGAUUAUAAUUGGGAAAAUGUCAAUUUGUAGGUGGGUGUCUGUUGCUGGCUGUGGGUGGGUGUCUUUGUGUGUCUGUUUAGGAACCUGCACCCCUCCGGUCCCGAGAGGUGUUUUUACUCCCCUUCUUUCUCACUCCGUGACAGUUUUCCACAGCUUGUACUGCCUUCAUGUCUGAGAUCAAUCUUUAAGAUCUCCACUAAACCAGUGCUUUGCUAUAGGAAUGCAUUGGGAGGAUAUUGCACAUGUUCUCUAUGGGUAACAUUCAGCACUGUCACUAGAGGUGUUUACAGACCGCAAUGUAAAUGCUGCCUUUUCUAUGAAAAGGCAGCAUUUACAUUAAAAAGGCUACAGGGACAGGUCAUAGACACCAGAACUACAUUAAGCUGUAGUGGUUCUGUUAACUAUAGUGUCAGUUUAAGUAUUGUGUAUUUCUCAUAAUUUAUACUCCGAUAGUUUUAAAAGCUGGCUCCUAGACUACAAACAAAUUUGUCAAGCCCUGAAUUAUAUAAUCUGUGCCGGUGUUAAGUCCCUUUAAUGUCUAGUAUAAUAACCCAUUUGAUUUGAUAUGCUUGUUCCUAGAAAAUGUAUACCGCAUAUACUAGAGUAUAAGCCGAGGCACCUAGUUUUACCACAAAAAAAUUGAAAAACGUAUUGACUCAUGUAUAAACUUCAAAAUAAAAAUAUGAUGCCUCAAUUAAUGUAAUUUUAUUGGUAUCAGUAGGUUAACGGGACUCUCCAGUGCAACAAUCAGUUUUCCUGGCACUGCAGGUCCCCUCUCCAUCCCACCUCCCAUCCCCGGUUGCUGAAGGGGUCAAACCCCCACAGGCAGCGACUGUCCCUUGGCACUGCUUCUUGGUCCGCCCACGCUCCUUCCCGUCACCAUGUCAGCAGGCGGGGGAGAUUGAUGGGAGUUGGCACCCAGACCAUUCCAAUGGGCAGAAGUGGUAUAUGUGCCUGGAGUGUCCCUUUUAAAUGUUUUUGAAUAUUUAUUUACAGUGUGUGUAUAUAAUGAAUGCUGUCUGUGUAGUGUGUGUGUGUAUAUAAUGAAUGCAGAGUGUGUGUUUGUGUAGUGUGUGUAAACUGGGUGGGGGGGAGGGCGUUUUUAUUUUAAUAUUUAUUUAAAUUUUAAACGUUUUUUUUUUUUAACUUUUAUUUUUUUGUCCCCCCUCCCUGCUUGUUACCUGGCCAGGGAGGGGGACUAUGGUAUUCCCUGGUGGUCCAGUGGCAUGGGCUGUGCAGUGGGGGCCCGCAGAAGCUUACUUACCUUCCAAGCAGCUUCCUUCAGCUCCCCUGUGUAAAUCUCAUGGUCUGCGUGCCACGUGUAUCGUUGCUAUGGUAACCCGCCGCAACGCUCUGACGGCUGUGGGACUCAUGAGAUUUAGACAGGGAAGCUGAAGGGAGCUCCUGGGAAGGUAAGAGCUUCUGUGACCCCCCGGGACCGCCGGGCUUGCCAUUAGCCCGGCGGUCCUGGUCUGUAUUAUGGCAAUGUACCCUUUUUACUUAGAGUCAAUGUCUGUAUUAUGGCAAUUUACAUUGCCAUAAUACAGACCAGGACCGCCGGGCUCAUUACAAGCCCGGCGGUCCUGUUGGGGGCUGGCAGUGAGCUCUUACUUACCUUUCCUGCAGCUCCCUCCUCCUCCGUGCAGCUCCCCUGUCAGCUCCGUUCUGCUCACAGUGUAAGUCUCGCGAGGCGGCUCUUGCAAGACUUACACUGUGAGCAGAACGGAGCUGACAGGGGAGCUGCACGGAGGAGGAGGGAGCUGACAGGAGCUGCAGGAAAGGUAAGUAAGAGCUCACUGCCAGCCCCCCCACUGAACUGCCAAUGCCACUGGACCACCAGGGAUUUAAUAUUAUUUUAUUUUAAUAAUAAUAAAAUAAUAUUAAAAUAUUAUUAAAUUAUUAUUUUAAUAUUUGCAUAAUUUUUUUUGUUUUUUUUGGCCAGGCAACAAGCAAGGAGGGGGGGACAAAUAAUUUUUUUUUUUUAAAUAUUGCAAAUAUUAAAAUAAUAUAAUAAAAUAAUAUUAUAUUAUUUUAAUAUUAUAUUAUUAUUUUAAUAUUUGCAUUAUUUAAAAAAAAAAUUUUGACCCCCCUCCCUGACCAGGCAACAAGCAGGGAUGGGGGACAAUUUAAAAAAAAUAAAAAAAAUAAUGCAAAUAUUAAAAUAAUAAUAUAUUAAAAUAAUAUAAAAUAAAAAUACCCUCCCCUCAUCCAGUACACACACACUGCAUUAUAUACACACAAACACACACUCUGCAUUCAUUAUAUACACACACAAACACACACUCUGCAUUCAUUAUAUACACACACUCUGCAUUCAUUCUAUACACACACUGUAAAUAAACUGUAAAUAAAUAUUCAAUUAAUGUAAUUUUAUUGGGAUCUAAUUUAAUUUAGAAAUUUACCAGUAGCUGCUGCAUUUCCCACCCUAGGCUUAUACUCGAGUCAAUACGUUUUCCCAGUUUUUUUGUGGUAAAAUUAGGGGCCUCUGCUUAUAUUCGGGUCGGCUUAUACUCGAGUAUAUACGGUAAGUUGCCAUAAUACAGACACUCAUUCAAGUAUAAGCCAUGGGGGGCUUUUCAAGCAUAAAAAAAUGUGCUGAAAAACUUGGCUUAUACUCAAGUAAAUACGGUAAUUGUUUUCAUGGAAUGAGCAUAAGUAAUUGGUUACCUGGUUUUAGAUGUAGAAAUGUAACAAACAUUCAAAUAAUUCAAGCUCCUUUUAUUUCCUAACUUACUAGCCAGACCUAAAUGUUACUCCCCACCACAAAUGUGUCCUACCAGUAUUUUGUUUGUGAUGUACACUGUCUAUGGCAGGGAUUUUUACUAUGGAUGAGUUCACAGGGAAGGCUAUACUGUGAAUCUCUAGUUGUGAGUGCAAGUGAUGUGGGAAUGACAAGUAAAUUAAGUAUUUUGUUUCUCAGUGGUAAGAGUAGCUUAUUCUUGCUGCUGCUCCUUGUUCUUUCUUCCAAUAGAACAGCAACUACACUUAAUAAUUCUGUCUUUUUCACCUUGUAAGUGGCCCCGUCUUUACUUUAUUUGAAGAGACAUCUGACAUCUUAUCUGAAGUGGAUUAUUGGUAGUGUCUUUCUCUUCUUUCAGCCCUUAGCCAGAAAACUGUUUAACUUUUUAAAGUAGUAUGCACAGCAUUUCCGAUAGACGUACUCUGUUCUUUAGUUAGAUGAGGAUAAAUAUAAAAUACACCUCUUUAAAGAGAAAUAUGAUACAGCUGUGAUCGCUAACUGGGAUUUCAGUAGGUUUGCUUCCUUCCUCCUCCUCUCCCCCACACUUUUAUUCCAUUCUGAUUUAAUUCCAUAAUAUCAGAGUUCAGUGAAUAUCUGUCAAUGUCCAGGGCUCUAAGCAGAUUCUCCUAUUUUACAUUAUUUUAAGAGUCCGGAUAAGUUGAUUGUCAUGACCAAUACGUAGAUUGGGCUACUGCUUUAGGUAUUUAUAGUCUGUAUACUUCAGUCUGUAGAAGCUAGCUAGUCUAAGGUGUUUUUUUUUUUUUCUUUUUUCUUUUUCUAAACACCUUAGACACACCCAGGUAAUCCCUAAACCCUGGACUGGUAUGGGGUCCUGAGGACUAACGUUGAGAACCCCUGCUAUAGACCAUCUGGAUUUGUUUUAUGUGAAAAUACAAAAUGCUCAACUUUGGAGUGAACGUGGGAUUGUGAAGUGUAUGUAAUAAAGUGGUACUUGUGUAGGUGGGGAGAAUAAUUUAUAUAAGCGGGGGAAGCAUACUCUCCUUAUACCCACCCCUCUGUCUUUCUUUCAUUUCAGAAAUAGUUUGAAUGAGUAUUGUUGAAGGCAUAGUCCAAACAAUGUCAUGUAACCUGGUAACUUACUUCAGCGCCAUCUUGUUGGUGUGAACAUUCAGUGUACAUACGCUUGUUUGGCCUUUACCCCUUGAGCCCCCAGUGACAAUCACAACUGAAUAGAUGGUGUUGAUAGCAUGAGCUUCCAAUGACCAUUUGGCAUUAUAGUUUUCAGUGCUGUGCCUGUGAUGAAUAAUGUGGUUUUGGAAUUGCUUGCACUAGAAUGGAAUCUGCAAACAAAUAAAAUGUCUUUAUAUAGUUUGGUAGAAAGUUCCUAUCCAGUUGUAUAUCCAGUGUAUUAUUUUAUUUUCUAGUUUAGUAAUUUACACUGGCUGAAGUUACAAGAGUAGAAUAGUAUUUUUAUUGUUCAUUUAGUUUGGUUUCUAAUUUAUUUUAAAAUUUUUUAGAAUAUGAAAAAGCUGCAGAGAAGUCAGGAAAAGUGGAAGAAGAAGUUAAAAGAUUGCACAAGCUCAUUGUUGAUAUUAACAAUCACAAGUUGAAAGCUCAGCAAGAUAAGUUGGAUAAAAUCAGCAAGGAGAUAGACGACUGCACAUCUGCUAUAACCAAAGCACAAGUUUCAAUCAAGACUGCGGACAGGUAUGACAUUUUACAUAAACCUAUACCUAUCUACUCUAACCAUUCAUACAGAGGUUUGGAGGUCUACCUCCCUGUUGAACGUGUUACCAGUCAUGUAGAGAUAGAAUAGAGGCACUUGAUAACAAUUACAUUGUGCUACCUAAAUUGUUAGUACCUACCCUGUAAACAAAUAUAUAAAUCAUAGGUAUGUCAGUAGCAUGGAAAUCUUACAAUGCCUUUAUUUCCAUUGCAAAUGCCAUAUACACUGAACCCUUUGGGAUCUCACCAAAUAGACUAGGAAGCAAGCUUCAGAGUCGAGUAGCUUAAAACAUAAAUUGAAUACUUAUCGUGCAAUAUAUCUUGAUCCCUUAUUUGAUAGUCAUGUUAAAAUUGAACUAAUUCAAUCACAAUGCCUCUAAAACUAAAUCUGCCCCGUGUUUACUUUUACCAAGAUACUCAGUAUAAUUUUCAGUCUUCUGUCUCUCUAAAGGAGUACACGUUUAUGCACAUAGAACUACAGCAGACAUAAAAGGAAAGAACCUGACUCUGUAUUUGUUUUUAAUUUUUAAAGAAAUCUCAAAAAGGCAGAAGAUACUGUUGUCCGAACAGAACAGGAAAUUGUAGAAAAUGACAAAAGUAUUGAGGCAUUGACAGAAGAGCUUAAAAACCUUGAAGAAAAAGCCACUGCUGUAAUGAAUGAAUGCAAAGAAGCAGAGGUAUGUUGGUAAAAGAAAUUAAUAAAUUGGUUUCGCUUCUAAUUUUCUGGGUUUGUGGUUUUGUUUUUUUGUAAACAAAAUUGCAUUGUUAUUUAAAAAAAAAAAAAAUAUGUAUGGUUUGCAUGAAAGAAUUUUGGUAGUUGUAGACAUGUCACUUUUGCUUUGCAUUCUUUCCAUGUAUUCAGUUUAAUACAUUAACAUAUAAACAAAUACAGUAGAUAGACAACUCUCCAGUCUGCCAUAGUUUUAUAGUGGGUGUUUAAAGAAAUUCACACAAGUACCAACAAGUCGGUAUGUGCGGAUAACAGGUGUCGUUUUUGUUCAGAGCUAACAUUAUGCAGUCCGUAAAGAGUUCCAGGCUGCCUAAGUCAUGUGUCCCAUGGGUGCAACUUACUCUGUACAGGCAGAGUUUCAAGCUGAUUGCUCCAUGGCCAAUUCUAAAAGCAGUAGUAGUCAUGGAGGUUGAAUAACACUCAAAGCAUCAUAACCACAUCAACCCGUUAUGUUUUUGCCCUCUCGGGGUAAGUAGCCAUAUAGUUUGUGAACUUACCUGGAGUCUUCUAGGUGAUGUCCAACGCCUAGCAGACCCCUAGACAGUUAUAAAAUGAUUUGGUUGCUUAGCCUGAGUGUGUGCCAUUACUGCCAGCAGGCUGUAGGGUUUAUGGUGCUUGAAGUGUUCCUUUAAUUAACAGAUUAACAGAUGCAUACCUGUGAGAUUCCACUUAGUUGAACUGCAAAGAAAAUACUUAAUUUGUUAAUCCUUUGAGGUAGCACUUUUUUUUUUUUCCCUCUCUGUGUGAGAUAGAUAUAUCUCUCAGCAAGGUGAUAAUAGAUAUGUGUGUGUGUAUACAGAUAGGGGUGUAGAUAUAUAGAUGGAGAGAAAGAGCUAUAGGGAUAGGUGGGUAGAGAGAGAUAUAUAGAUAGAUGUACUGGAUAUUCCUUGCACUCAGACUAUAGAUAAUUUAAAGUGCCGGAUGCAUUCAGCAGGCGUAAUUAAAUGUAGAGAUCACUCUUGAAAAGUUUGCACUCACGGUCUUCCCCAUUUAAAAAAAAAAUAAUAAUUUUUACUGAAACAAGUUAAUAUACAGAUCGACAUCAUCCUUGAUCCAGAUGAUAGUCCCAGACACGGACUGAAACAGUGGUCUGUAUUUUAAAUUUUUUUUUCAAUAAAAUGUUGGUGUUUUUUUUUUUUGUUUUGUUUUAAUGGAGAAGACCUCAAGUGCAAUCUUUUCUACAGUGAUCUAUAUUUAGAUCUAUAGGUAGGUUAAGGUGUAGAUAUAGAGAGAUAUAUAGAUAUAAAUAAAUAUACACUGAAGCUCCAGUUCUCAUCCAGAGUGUCUCCUUUUCAUGCAGAGAGAUCAUUGAUAUAGCUUUCCACCCAAACAUCAUUUGAAACUUGCUAACUUGAUGAAGGGUGAAAAUAAAACUGCCUUUAUUGGUCACAGUUCAUACAUUUAUACACAGACCCCCAGGAGGGAGGGAUGUUUACUGAAACAAUACAAAUUACUCCCAGGAGCCUGUGUCUGGGAAAUAAGAUAGAUUGAGAACUGCCAAUCUAAAUAACCUCCAGACUUCAGGGCCCCCUACAAAAUACCACAAAACCUAAAUUUCUCCAUCAGUAAAAACGCUACAUGUCAUGCAUCCCCAGAUAACAACCUGUUAGCUGUAUACAAGUAGCACAGUGUAGGAUCUCCACCUUGUUAAAGGUUCAUCAUGUUAUACACUAUUAAGUGGUUAUUGGUAUACCAGUGCGCUGUCCACUACCAUUUUAUCGUGAGUUGGCAGUCUGUUCCAGAAGACACAGCCUCCAUAGAUAGGUUGCCGGGUAGUCCUAUUUUAGAGCACUCGGUCUAAGAGCCACAGCAGGGGUUAUUUUUUACUCCCCAAUGGAUAAUACUGAAAUUAAACUUAGCCAUGGCUAUAUAUUCCUACCCUUUUAUCUUUUUGGUGCUUGAGGCUUCUGGUUAUGCUUUGGGUGCCUUUCUCUCUCUUUUUUUUUUUUUUUUGCCUCCUUUUUCUCAGGGCAUACCUGCAAAAGGAUAUGUUUGAAGAUAAGAACUGCAAAUGUUGAGUUUUUCUUCUUGACUUAGAAAUGUGAUGUUUAUCGUUCAUUACAAUCAAUAAAUUGCUUUUAUUGAUUGCUUUUCAGGUGGAAUUUUGUAUGAUUGUUUAAUCUUAUUGUGUAGCGUAGGGUAACAGUCCAAACCCCUAAGCUUCAGCUUGCUUGGAGAUCAACAGUUGUCAUCUUCACCCAGCAGGCACUGUUGGGUCCGAAAAAAGCAAUCCUCUUGUAUUACAUAAACAUAUUCUUGUUUCUCUUUCUCUUUUUAGAGUUCUCUUCCAGAAAUUCAAGAAAAACAUCGCGAUUUGCUUCACGAAAUCAAAGUUAUUCAGGAUAAGGAGCAUUCCCUCCAAAAGGAAGCGCUUAAUAUUAGACUCAAAAUUGAGCAAAUUGACAGUCACAUAUCAGAACAUCAGUCAAAAAUCAAAUACUGGCAAAAAGAGGUAACCCUCAAGUUUUUGUUGUGGGUUUUUAGUUUUUUUUUUUUGUUUGUUUGUUUGUUUUUUUUCUCAUUGCAACACUUUUUGUCUUUAUAAUUUCAUUCUAUAAAGAUGUUUGUAUUUACCUAAUGUAGAUAUCAAAGAUCACACUUCAUAGGAUAGAAGAUAAUCCAGAAGAGGUUCUUCCUGUAUUAACACAGGAAGAGCUAGAUGCAAUAAAAGAUCCUGAUCAAAUAAAAAAUCAAAUUGCACUACUGGAGGCGAAAAGUACUGAAAUGAAGCCAAACCUUGGUGCUAUUGCAGAAUAUAAAAAGAAGGUAUGUAUAACUCACCAUAUAUGCCGCAGAGUCUGUUUUGAAUUGGAAAAUCUAGUUUUCUCUAUUUCCAUUACUUUUGGAGUUCAAGAUUUCUUCUUUGAAAAACUGUUCUGUUACCAAUGAUUCUGUUUACCUGCUUAAAGAAAACUAGAUGUUUAUUGACUCUUGUGCAGCAAAUGACCUUAACAACGCCUUCUUAUAUAUGUGAGAGAUCAGAACUUGACUAAAGACACAAAAUAGAUUUGUCAUUUGUGGUAGUUGGUAUUAUCCCUCUAACCUUUUUUAAAUUCUUUCUUUUUCUUAUUAGUUAGAAAUUGUGCCUUAAAACAAGGGUUAACCAAGAUCUAAUGCACUAUGAGAAACUGAAAUGUACAAAAUUUUGUUUCAUGUGGUUCAUUUGAAUAAAAUUCCUUACAAACUUCUAACUAAUAUAUCACAAAUAUUCAAGUGGCUUAUAAAUUAAACAAAUCAGAAUCUUCAAAAUUAUUAAAAGGCUGUUAAUAUAAAUGUUUGAUUUGGUUAGUUUGUGAACUAACCACCUUUUCAGAACCUAUUUGUUAAACAAUUGGCAGAAAUGUCAUUCUAAUUUUUUUUCCUUUCUGCUUUGUCCUGGGCACAAAACAAUCAGGAUGCACAUGCUUCUACAACUGAAAGUAUGCAAUUUAGGCACUUAAUAUAGGUACAGAUUUUCUUUCCGGAGAAGUCACAAAGACUGGGCACUCUGUUAAAUUCUAAAGCUCUUGAGUAAGUUGAGUUGCUUUUAGGCUUUUGUAGUGUUCAUAAAAAUAGUAUAGUUGGAAAUGCUAGUGGUAACAGAACUACAUGAACAUCAAAAUGCACUACAUAAUGUUCUUUUAAAAGUACUGUAAGAGUCAUGGUGUGUUAAUGGGAACUAGUGGAGACUGGUCCACUGAACUGUCCCACUUGGCUGUUUGUCCCUUUUCCUCUGACACCAGGAACCAAUGCAACUUUUCUUAAGGGAAAGGUCUAGCCCUCUACCCAUUGAACUUUCACGUAUUGACGCCUUCUGCUUCCUCCAGGAUUUUGUACCCUAUCCCUCUCUAAUAGCUCUCAGACAUCCAGAAUGCAGACCCUUAAUUAUGCAACUAAAAGGGACUAGUCUUACACCAUAAUAUCUUUUAUUUACAUGGAUAACAAAGAAUCCAUUGUUUUCUACCUGCAUUCAUUUCUAGCAAAUUGUAUAAGCUUGAUCAUCUAGAUACAUUAAUGUGCAUAACUACAAAGAUGGCCUUCAACUAAUGGUUGGAGCUGCACCAAAUGAAGUUCAUAUAGCAGUUACAGUGGUCAAGCUGCCAUGCACUGGCUUUCUGAGUUUCUUUCAUAAGAGGUGUCCUAAUCUCCUGGCAGAAGCCUACCUCUAAACCCCCUCCAAAAUGUAUUUUUGCUGCGUGUAAGAUGGAGUUAGUUGUUCCAGGUAGCACAAAGGUAAAGGCAACUGGAGCAUUAUUGUGAAAUGAGUGAAAUAAUUUUUUUUUUUUAACACAUGUUGUGGAACUACUUCCCUCCUACACAAACUGGGUGGUGAGAGCUGCCAUCUUGGGAGAUCAUACUUUGAUGUUUUUAUAAAUUUAAAAGCCCCUUCCUUAUUUACAAAUGUUUUUUCUGUGGUUUUGAAUGAGGCAUUUUAACUUGUACAGAUGUAUGACGUAGUGAUAAGUAGGAGUACCCUCACCUCUGUUGCUUUUACGAAAGGACUAUCUGAGGCAAAUCAGGUUACUCUUUCAUUUGACGGAGUGGUAAGUUGCUCCAAAUGACAUGGUAUAAAUGAGCAAGUCUUGUAGCAUCUUUAAAGGGUUGCAACAAGCACCUUUACUAAUAUGGUGAGUUGAAGUGGUCAUGGUACUUUGAGUCUGUAUGUGAAGUGUUACAAUUUAAAGCACUGCACAUAGAAAUAUCUGAGGUGGCAGAUGAACAAUAGCCGACACCAUUUUUAUACUGUAAACGUAGUGUCAAAUACUUUGACAAAUUCAUAAAAAAUCAGGCGUUUUACCUACAAGUAUUUUUGUCUUUGAAUAGUUUCAUUAAAUCUGCAUAUGUGGUUUUUCUGUUUAAACAGGAAGAAUUGUAUUUACAAAGAGUUGCAGAACUUGAUGAAAUUACAAAUGAAAGAGAUAACUUCAGACGAGCAUAUGAAGAUCUUCGUAAGCAACGACUCAAUGAGUUCAUGGCAGGAUUUAAUAUUAUAACAAAUAAACUGAAAGAAAAUUACCAGAUGUUGACAUUAGGAGGAGAUGCUGAGCUUGAACUGGUAGACAGUUUGGAUCCAUUUUCAGAAGGCAUUAUGUUUAGGUAGGUAGUAUGUGAAUGAAUUUGUGUUUUUGGUGUCACAUAUUGUAACAUAAACCAAAGUAUUUGUCAAUACAAAGUAUUGUUUAUGUAUGUUAGAGCUGUUCAAAUGAUUAUUCCUCAGCUGUUGCAGAACCAUUUUUGAGGUUGGCAAAGCAAUAUGGGAAUUCUACUAAAUUCUUCAAUGCUGGGAAUCUCGCUCUUGGUAAUCCCAGGUGUGCAUUAUGUACCAGUGACCCCUCUUAAUGCAGAGAUCCUCCAUUCUCUUAAGGGCAAAGCUGAGUUGACUGCUUUAAUUGUGUGCUGAACAAAAUCUGAUCAAUUCAUGAUCAUUUCACUUCAAUGAACAUUGAAAAUGAAGGGAGCGAUAGUCAGGAUUUUGCCUCGGUUUUUCUUUUGGUUCUCCACAGUCUCAGGCUUCCUGUAGGAUCAUGACUUGUGGCACAUUCUAAAUUUUAUGUUAAUCAUUUAGUGGUCACUUUCUAACCACUAAAAUCUGUUUCUCAGAGGUUUGUGGUUUUGUUUUUUUAUACUGUUCCUCCAUAUCCAUAGUUUUGCCUCUAUGCCACCUGGAAAAUAGUUUAAGCCUCCCCUUACAAUCUUCCAAAAGUAUUCAGUAUGCAAUACAACCUUCCUAUGUGUCCUUUCUAUACUAAUGGCUAACUAGUAGCCUUUCAAAUCUGUUUGCCAGACAAAUCCAUAAAAACUGAUCUCUGAUAGAUCCUUCUUGGCCAUAUGAACUUAAGAUCCCUGAUAUGUUAAAGAAAUGUACAAAUAUUUGGUUUUAACGUUGGUGUUCCUUACAUAAUGCACUGGUUCCCCGUUGUGUAUGGGGUGGGGGUUGUUUUGUUUUUUUAAUUCAUUGAUUUAUUGCCAUUGUAAAUCUUAGACGUGUGUGUAUGCUGUAAUGGACACCAAUGUGUACUUGAAUAUACACAGCAGGAUCAUGCUACAGUGAGUACUGCAUUAUCAGUUUAGGAAUUCAAUGUGUCCGUUAAUGACCUCUAAUAUUGGUAGAUUGUGUGUGAAGUGAACUUCAGGAAGCUAGAUCGGACUCUGAAGUGACUAAAAUGUUAGUCUUUAUAUUUAAAUCUAAUAAAAAUCAAAGUUUAUGUAGGUGGCCUAUAGAAAGCCAGAAAACAAAUGUGUGUGUAUAUUGUUUGAAAAUAGAAUUUUCUGCUGCAUUUAGGUAGAAUUGACCAAUCUGGCAUUAAAACAAUUAGAUUUUCCAAGUCCCAUUGAUGCUGAGAGACACAGUGUUGUAUUAGGCAUGGAAGGACCUGUUUGGUUAUUUCUCAUUUUAUAAUCUAAAAUAUAAUGUUUAAAGCAUUUUAUUUCAUUAUGUACAAUUUUUAUUUUAGUGUCCGACCACCAAAGAAAAGCUGGAAGAAAAUCUUUAACCUCUCAGGUGGAGAGAAGACAUUGAGCUCUUUAGCUUUGGUAUUUGCUCUUCAUCAUUAUAAACCAACUCCUCUUUAUUUUAUGGAUGAAAUUGAUGCAGCCCUGGACUUCAAAAAUGUAUCCAUCGUGGCUUUCUAUAUUUAUGUAAGUAAUCUAUAAAGCUUGUAUGUCUUGAGCACAUUUGGACCUGUAAGCAUACAAUUUGACCACAGUGCUGAAAUGGUGACCUUUCCUGUGUGCUUGGACUUCAAACUUUUUCAGAAAGUGAGCUUUUCAUAAAGGAACACUAUAGGCAGCCAGACCACUUCAGCUCAACUUUAACCCCUUAAGGACCAAACUUCUGGAAUAAAAGGGAAUCAUGACAUGUCACACAUGUCAUGUGUCCUUAAGGGGUUAAAGGGACACUAUAGUCACCAAAACAACUUUAGUUUAAUGAAGUAGUUUGAGUGUUAUAGAUCAUGCCCCUGCAGUCUCACUCCUCAAUUCUCUGCUAUUUAGGAGUUAAAUCACAGUUUAUGCAGCCCUAGUCACACCUCACUGCAUAUGUGACUUGCACAGCCUUCCUAAACACUUCCUGUAAAGUUAUCUUAUGUUAACACUUUCUUUUAUUGAAAAUGUUUUAAUUUACAAUUCAUUAUCUCCUGCUUUAAUAGCUUCCUAGACCAUGCAGGAGCCUCAUGUAUGUAAUUAAAAUUCCAUUUACAGAACAGGAGAUAAAAAUGUUUAAUGUUUUGGUGACUACCGUAUAUACUCGUGUAUAAGUCGAUCUCAUGUAUAAGUCGAGGGCAGUUUUGUGACCAACAAUUGUGAAAUAUGCUAUGCCUCAUGGAUAAGUCGAGGGUAAAACUUGGGGCUAUGAAAUUCUGUGAUUUUUAGAAUUAUAUACACACACACACUCAUACAAACACACACUCUGCAUUAUACACACACACACACACACUCAUACAAACAAUCUGCAUUCUACACACACACUCAUACAAACACACACUCUACAUUAUAUACGCACACACACUCAUACAAACACACACUCUGCAUUAUAUACGCACACACACUCAUACAAACACACACUCUGCAUUAUAUACGCACACACACUCAUACAAACACACACUCUGCAUUAUACACACACUCAUAAAAACAAUCUGCAUUCUACACACACACUCAUACAAACACACACACUCUGCAUUAUAUACGCACACACUCAUACAAACACACACUCUGCAUUAUAUACGCACACACACUCAUACAAACACACAUUCUGCAUUAUUCACGCACACACACUCAUACAAACACACACUCUGCAUUAUAUACGCACACACACUCAUACAAACACACAUUCUGCAUUAUUCACGCACACACACUCAUACAAACACACACUCCAUUAUAUACGCACACACACUCAUACAAACACACACUCUGCAUUAUUCACGCACACACACUCAUACAAACACAUACUCUGCAUUAUACACGCACACACACUCAUACAAACACACACUCUGCAUUAUACACGCACACCCACUCAUACAAACACACACUCUGCAUUAUACACGCACACCCACUCAUACAAACACACACACACUCUGCAUUAUAUACGCACAUACACUCAUCAAAUACACACACACUCUGUGUGUAUAUAAUGCAGAGUGUGUGUGUGUUUGUAUGAGUGUGUGUGUGUAGAAUGCAGAUUGUAUGAGUGUGUGUGUGUAUAAUGCAAAGUGUGUGUGUGUUUGUAUGAGUGUGUGUGUGUGUGUGAGAGAACUGGGUGGGAGGAGGGCAUUUUUAUUAUAAUUUUUUUAUAUAUUAAGUUUUUUUUAUUUUAUUAUUUUUUUAAUAUUUUACAUUUUUUAUUUAUUUUAAUAUUUUAAGUUUUUUAUUUUAAUAUUUUUCAUUGUAUUUUUUCUUAUUUAUUUAAUUAAAUUUUCGUCCCCCCUCCCUGCUUGUUAGCUUGCCAGGGAGGGGGGCUCUCACUCCCUAGUGGUCCAGUGUAUGGGCUGUGUAGGAGGGGGGGCUGACAGUGAGAGGUUACUUACCUUUCCUGUGGCUCCUGUCAGCUCCCUUCUCCUCCGUGCAGCUACUCUGUCAGCUCCCACUGUAAGUCUCGCGAGAGCCGCGGUGACCCCGCGGCUCUCGCGAGACUUACAGUGGGAGUUGACAGAGGAGCUGCACGGAGGAGAAGGGAGCUGACAGGAGCUGCAGGAAGGUAAGUAACCUCUCACUGUCAGCCCCCAACAGGACCGCCGGGCUUGUAAUGAGCUCGGCGGUCCUGGUCUGUAUUGUGGCAAUGUAAAUUGCCAUAAUACAGACAUUAACUCGAGUAUAAGUCGAGUGGGGUUUUUUCAGCACAAAAAAUGUGCUGAAAAACUCGACUUAUACUCGAGUAUAUACGGUAUAUAGUGUCUCUUUAAAAUACCACUUCAGAUUGCUGAUGUGCUUUGUGUCAGGACCCUUCCCAUUUUGAUUGCAGUUUAUAAAGCUGCUGAUUAUUCCAUUUUAAUCAGCACUUUUGUAAAUUACUGCAGAAAUGCCUUGUCAGCUGUCAAUAGGAGGUUAUGACUAGAGUGCGCGUGCAUUUUCCCCCAAGUUAAAAUAUAUGCUAGUGGCUAGUUUUAAAGACAUAUUUGCUUGAGUUCCUCUAAAGUACUAUAGUGCAAUUAUUGAUAAGUCUUUUUAGUUACACCUGGCUGAAGACUAAAGACUUUUUUACAGACAACAAAGCCGCUUUGAAAUAGUGGGUUUUAAAAACACCUUGUGUAAAAAUAAAGGGACAUUCCUGUCAUAUUGUCAAGAAAAAUCUGGACUUUUAUAAAUCCCUUUAGUACCAUUGACACAGUUAUCAUUUUCAGACUAAUCUGUAAUGCAAUUUUCUUUUAGAUUUUUAAUGGUCUUUUUUAUGUUAUAGGAGCAAACUAAAAAUGCACAGUUCAUAAUAAUAUCUCUACGGAACAACAUGUUUGAGAUUGCAGACAGAUUGAUUGGAAUUUAUAAGACUCAUAAUACCACAAAAAGUGUUGCCACAAAUCCAAAAGUCAUUGCAUCGAAGGGACUUGCUGAAACUAAUGCAGUUGGAUGCCAGUGAAUUUCAUGACAAAUUUGACAAAACAUGUCUUUUGUUUCAGUUGCUCUUCCCCCCUCACCUCCCCUUCCCCUCCCCCCUUCAACGCCAUUAUUGUCUACCUCACCUGUUUCUUAUUCUGACCUAUCAUGUAAACAGAGCUGCAACAUGAAACUUUACAACACAUUGACUUUCUUUUCCUCUGUUGUAAAUAUGUAUAGUUACUGUGUUGAUUUUGGUUUUUCUACAUAUCUUUCCCUGUGGUUAGUGGUCAAUAAAUAUAUUUUUAUAAUCUAAAAGUUCCCAACAGAAAUAUGAAGGUUGUUUUUUGUUUUUUGUUUUUUUUCUCUUCUGUGAUUAAAAUGUCCAUUUUAACUAUAAUUUUUUUGUAUGUGCACAAUCACUCAAAUUCCCAGUUUUACGUGUGAAUGGAAUGCAAAGCUAAUUACAAGUGCAGAUAAAGGUUCAAAAGUGGUGAUGUAAGUAAAUUGUAUAUACGUGAGCAAACAUUAAUUAUUUAAUUGUAGCUAUUAUGUAUUUCAGUGACCUAUCGACUUGCUUUGGGGAAAUUGUAUGUGCC
Pelobates cultripes (western spadefoot toad) is the source of this 64910-nucleotide messenger RNA. The record is from the annotation of a GenBank genome assembly. NCBI's taxonomy places the organism in Eukaryota, Metazoa, Chordata, Amphibia, Anura, Pelobatidae.